AUGGCGGCUCAGAGCCUCCUGGCCCACUUUGCUCGCUGCCUCCCCGGCUCCGGCACGGCGCAGCUCCUCCGUCGAGUCCCGGCCAAGGUAAGCAAGCGCGCGGCGAUGGUUGCAGAGGACCCUUCUGCGGCGGCUUGGUGCGCGCUUACUCGCAAGGAAGCCCUGCAGCCUGGAUCUUUGCAGCCUCCGCAACUUGGACCGGCUCGCCGGCGCAGCUUGAGCCUUAGCAGGAGAUCAGGUUUCGCUCCAUGUGAUGCAAAAAUCCUCCCCUACGAAGGCGCAAGAGCAGGCCAGGCUGCUUCUCUCCGCCACCUGCCCCACUUUUCUUUUCUUUUUUCUCCUGGCCAUUGGGCAACCUUUCGCCCCUUCACCCCCCCCAACAGCAACGCGUCCCACUGACAUUUCCAUGCCCUCUUGCUCUCUAAUCCGCUCGCCGGCCUCCUGGCUACCUUCCCUUUGGCCCCUGGCCGGCUCUGAACCGUGGAUGAACCGCCUGCUCGCCUUUCCCUUCAAGGCUCGUUGCGCGCAAAGGUUUCCUUGCAAAGGCGGAAAGAUUCCCCCGCGACGCGCGGCAGAAGGAGCGGCGCGCCUCUCUCCUUGCGCCACUGGGCUAACCAGGCCGGAGGGGAUCCCUACCUGCUGAGCGCGCGUCCUUCAGCGGAACAGAGGCGCCUGUUUGUUUAGCUGACCUUGAGGAAGAAGGAAGGGAGCGAGCUUUGCUUGCAGGCCCGCUCUCUGUCCCUUUCUGUCCCCAUCCCCAGGGGCCUGGCUGGCUAAGUGACUUAGGAUAGGAGCAGGCUGGCUGGCGGUAAGACAGGCCUAGCCAGAGGUCUUCUUGCACCUUACAUUAAGGCGUUCCCUUACGCCUCUUGGAAGAUGUGGAAACACAGAAACAGGUACAUUCCAAAUAGAACUGGUAUAGUCAGGUGGGGCCAGGGGCGCAGCCAGGAUUUAUGUUGGGGGGCGGAGUGGGGGGCGGCAGGACACCCACCUGUCAUCAGCCUUUGUCUAACUGCCUAGCCGAUUGGGAAUAAAAUGUUUUAAAAUACUUUCUUUUGACCCCAAGUGCUCAGGGGGGAAAAACACCUGUCAAAAUCUUUCUACAAUUUCUGCUUUUAGUUAAGUAUUUUUGUUUAUUUAUUUUAUUUCCCUGGCUAUGCCCAUGAGUGCGGUUGCACAGUGUGAUUGUUUCUCCCCUCCCUUCUACGCCCUUCAAGGAAAGUCCCCCUAAAUAAACUGGGAAAAAACUGAAUUAAAAAAGUUUUAAGGAGCCAAAUAGCAUUCAGAAAGCAGUGAAAUUCUAAAGUUGUUGUUGUUGUUUUUUGAAUGGUUGCUCCCCGGGGCUGAUGGGAAUUGAAGUCCUAAACAUUUGUUUAUUUGUUGCAUUUAUAUACUGCCUUUUCUGCAAGGAGCUCAAGGUGGUGUAUAUGGUACUCUCUCCUCAUUUAACCCCCCAAAGGGAAUCUGGAGAGGGGGCCUGGUUGGCAAAGGCUGGUCUAGGCUGACUGGCCAUGUUUCUGGUCUGGAGUGUGCCAGCCCUACCAAGAGACUAAAUCUGGUACUUUUUGCAUGCAAAACAUGCAAAUAAGAACAUAAAUGAAUAAGAACAUAAGACAAGCCUGCCCAUUCAGUCCAGCAUCCUCUUCUCACUGACCGGAUGCCAGUGGGACAUGAGCGGAACAAGUGGUAUUCAGAGGCCCGAUUCCUCUCGCAGCAGAGGCAGAACAAAAGAUAGCCUUGACUUGUCUAACCAGUGCCAGAAUUAGUGGGAUGCAGGUAGUUCCCCUGCCCAGGGUGCCAAGCUGAGGGGGCGCAAAACAACAACAACAACCCUAUAUUUAUACGGGUACCUACUGGGAAGAUCCAUAAGAAAGCAACUGUACUAAAGACAUUACAGUGGUACCUCGGGCUACAUACACUUCAGGUUACAGACUCCGCUAACCCAGAAAUAUUACCUCGGGUUAAGAACUUUGCUUCAGGAUGAGAACAGAAAUCGUGUGGCGGUAGCAGGAGGCCCCAUUAGCUAAAGUGGUGCUUCAGGUUAAGAACAGUUUCAGGUUAAGAACAGACCUCCAGAAUGAAUUAAGUUCUUAACCCAAGGUACCAUUGUAUUGUGCAACUAAGCAAUGCUUUUUUGGGGUGGCGGCGGCAAAUUUUGUCCUUGCUCAGGGCACCAUAUUUAUUACCAAAGUCCGCCCCUGGUCUAAUCCUCUUCUAAAGCCAUCCAAGUUGGUGGCUGCCAUUGCCUCUUAUGGGAGCAAGUUCCAUGGCUCUGCUUCUAGUCUCCUGCUUUGGGAAGGAAGACAGGGUGUGUCACUGGGGAGGGAAGCAAUAGCAUAGGCUUAGCUCUGUUGUGCCAUAGACUCAGGCCCUUUGGGCUCUUCUGCUCUUGUCUAGAAGUGCCACAACUUUGAGCUGUCUGCGCUGGAGGUUGGGCAUUCUUGUUCUGCAAGUGAGCAUGUAAUCCUGUGCUGGUACCUAGCAAUCUCUUGUUUAUUGGGACGCUGCUUCAGGUGCUGUGCCCUGUUCUAGAUUUCCUGACAAGGCAAUGGAAACCUUGUAUGCCAGAUUUAAUGUCACACCAAUAGAUGCCACAGAAUUCCUCUCCCUCCCUCCUCAUUCUGCUCUUGGAGGAUUCCCCAGAGGAAGGUUAAGUAGAAGUCCUUCAUUGGAUGCCACAAUUCAGUGUCACCCAGUGUUUUUAACAUGCUAGACACAACUUUUCUCAAUGUGCAUAAUAAUAUUGGCUCACAAAGUUUCCAUAUGCAGAAAUUUGAACUGCUGCACUGCAGUAUAAAUUGGAGGCUGGCUGUAGCUCUGUGUCAAAGGAGAAAUGACUUUGACCUAGUCGGCACACUUUGACUGGCUGAGAGAUGUGUCCUUGUUGGAGAAAGGGGAUGAACUGGUUGCUUGGGGUUUCUGUUGUGCCAGUGUUGAUGAAACAUAGCAUGUGACUUUCCAUGCCGGGGAGAAUUGUUGGCUGGUUCUUCUUAAAGUAUCUUGUGCAGAAGGCUGCCAGAAGCUUCUGGUCAAGAAAUCCUGAGUGCUCCAUUGCUCAUUAUUUCUGGGCUUUAAUAGUAAGAAAAAUGAGUUCCUCCCCCCUCCUGUUUCCUGUUGUAUAUCUGCUUAAUAAUCUGAUUACAAAUAUGACAUAAUUUUACAUAUUUGGUCAGGCCAGGAGACAUCUCAGAUUUUUGUGAAUAGGUAAAGAGUAGUGCAGAUGUCAUAGGAUUACAUGGAGGAUGUGUUGUUGUUGUUAACCAAAUUUACUCCUAGGUAUGUGUACGCUACAAAACAGGAUUGAAGCCUCUGGGCCAACCAUUUCUUGCAGGGAAGUAAAACGUACAAGCUGGAUUGAAGUCCUGCCAAACAGUUGAUAUCACAUGCCCAUUGGGUGAUGUCACUUGAUUGACAAGUGACCAUGGUUUUAGAAAAAUGGCCUCAGAACCCAAAAUGGAAUCCCUGAUGGGCCAAACUGGUCCAUGGAUUGGAAGUUCCCCACCUUGCUGUAUCAGAAUGCAGCCUAAGACUACAUUUCUAAGAUCAUUUAUUAGGGAGUAAUGUAUGUUUCAAGGGACGCGGGUGGCGCUGUGGGUUAAACCACAGAGCCUAGGACUUGCUGAUCAGAAGGUCGGCGGUUUGAAUCCCUGCGACGGGGUGAGCUCCCGUUGCUCGGUCCCUGCUCCUGCCAACCUAGCAGUUCGAAAGCACAUCAAAGUGCAAGUAGAUAAAUAGGUACCGCUCCGGUGGGAAGGUAAACGGCGUUUCUGUGCGCUUCUCCGGUUCGCCAGAUGACCCGGAAGCUGUACGCCGGCUCCCUCGGCCAGUAAACCGAGAUGAGUACCGCAACCCCAGAGUCGGUCACGACUGGACCUAAUGGUCAGGGGUCCCUUUACUUUUACCUUACUGUAUGUUUCAUAGAAUUCAGUAGAACUUGCUGCUGACUAAAUAUACUUGCACUGCCAGGAAUCUGGUUUAUUAAGAGGUUUACCUGGCGUUGCCAUUUAGAAACACCCACAAGGUGACUGACACGUAGUUGAAAUUCCAAUAGAAAGGGUUGUAACUGCAAUAGAAUCAACAUUUUACUGUGUUGUCCUAGCUAUGUCUACUCAGAAGUACUGUAAGUCCUGUUGAAUUGAAUGGAGCUUACUUCUGGGUAAGUAGGGUUAUGAUUGCAGCCUUAGAACCUUUGAUAACUUAAGACUUUGUGUUGUUUACUAAGAUGGCAAAACAUUUUCAAAAAUAAUAAAGAAUUGUAAAUAAAUUUUAAAUAGGAAUAUAACUCAAUUGUAUGUCAUUUUACAAUACAGUAUAUGUUAGUAUGACUAGACAGAUCCUUGUUUAUUUAAAAAAUAUUUAUAUAUUGUUCUUUUUAAGAUAUACCACAUUAGUUUUACUAUUUAAAAUAAAACACUCAGCCUUGAAGUUUACUGGGUCACCUUGGGCCAGUCACUAACCUACCCCCCCCGGGUUGUUAUUCUACGAGGAUAAAAUGGGUAGGGGGAGAACAAAGUAUGACACCUUGAGCUCCUUGGAAGAAAGAUAGAAUAUGAAUCGAAUUUAUAAAAUAAAAUAAUAAAAUAAAAUAAAAUCCAUAAGUAUCCAUGUCUGCAGAAUCAAAAUGAAAUUUAAUGGCUUCAAUGGAAUUUACUUCCUACAGGAUUUUAGCCUGUGAUCUGUGGCAAUUGCUUCUAAGUUAGUCUUUUUAGGAUUGGAGCGUAAAGUUUCUUAACUCUGAUUCUGCAAGCUUGUGAAGCUCAGGCAUUUUGUUGAAAUCUGAAAUAUACUCCCCCUUGCCCUAGUUGCGUGUCUAGAGAAAAGAUAUUUCCUAGGAGUUGCUUAAGAUAGUAGUACAGUCUGUUCAGACACUGUUUUCUUUAAUUAAAAAUGUGGCCAGACAUAUAGAGGACAGACCCCUAAAUGUGGUUUUGGAAAUUCAAGUUUACAAUAUGUUUAUUGCUUAAGAGUAUUGGUAUCUGUAAUAAUACGCUUACUUCCAAGCUGCAAAGAAUAAUUAAAGGAUUUAAAUUUUCCCCCUACUGUCCUUCACCUAAAUACAGUAUUUGCUAAAGUGAUUCAGAGCUCAUAUUAUGCAGAGCAUGGCUGGAACUGCAGUUCCUUCUGAUGUUUCAGGGUGCAUUGCCUGAAAACUUUCAAGCACGGUGGCUAGAAAUUUGCUCUUUUAAAAAGGAAGGAAAGCAAGCAAGCAGAGAUUAUUGGGAAAUUCAGCAUCACAUUUAUUUUAUUAUUUCUGGUUGUAUAAAAUGGCAGCAUACAGUGGUACCUCAGGUUAAAUACUUAAUUCGUUCCAGAGGUCCGUUCUUAACCUGAAACUGUUCUUAACCUGAAGCACCAUUUUAGCUAGUGGGGCCUCCUACUGCUGCCGUGCCGUCAGAGCAUGAUUUCUGUUCUCAUCCUGAAGCAAAGUUCUUAACCUGAAGCACUAUUUCUGGGUUAGCGGAGUCUGUAACCUGAAGUGUAUGUAACCUGAAGCAUAUGUAACCUGAGGUACCACUAUACAUGUCGUUUUGACCAUAGUGAUGUAUACCCUUCAAAUCUAGUGUUACCCACGAGCCUCUAGCAUGCAUUCUUUGCACUUUCUGAUCAGCACAAAUUCCUUGUGCAUGUCUUUCUAAAAACUGCUGGUGGGAUACCCUUUGUUACUGCGAAUGAACACCUAAGGUUGUACCUUGACGCUGUCUCCCCUUUGUUUCUUCUACUCUUUCUAGAGCUGUGGCUGCUAUUUUUCAACAAGCAGCCGCCACAACACCCAGUUUUAUAAUGAUCCGGUGGAAGCAGUAAAAGACAUACCCAAUGGGGCCACUCUCCUCGUUGGUGGUAAGUACUUGGGAAUCUUCUUGCUCGUCGCCAAAUGAAUUACUUGCUGAGUUUUAUAAAUUGGAAACAUUUCUGCCAUCCAUGAACAUAAACGAUAGGCUUUAGGUUUUCAGUACUUCAGACAAAACAUAAUACAGUGGUACCUUGGUUCCCAAACUCAAUCCAUUCUGGAAGUCCGUUUGACUGCCAAAACGUUUGCAAACCAAGGCGUGGCUUCUGAUUGGCACCAGAAACAAUGCCGACACCCAAAACGGACAUUUGGCUUCCAAAAAACGUUCGCAAACUGGAACACUUACUUUUGGGUUUGCGAUGGUCUGGAGCCGAUUUGUUUGGGAACCAAGCCGUUUGGGACCCAAGGUACCAUUGUAAAGGAUUUCUAGGCAGUUGGUAAAAUGGGGGAAAGGCUGUAGGUCAGUGGUAGAACAGCUGGUUUGCAUGCAGAAAUCCAAGGUUCAAACCCUGGAGAGCCUCUGCCAGUCAGUGCUGGUAAUCCCAUACAGCUUCCUAUGUUCCUGUGUAAUCGGAUUUAGCCUGACUCCUUUUCCCUUGCAUUCUUCUAUAGAAGCCUUCUCCAAACUUGGGUCCCCACAAAUUGUUGGACCGCAACCCUCAUCAUCCCUAGCCAGAUUGGCCAAGGAUGAUUGGAGGCCAACAACUAUCUGGGCACUUAAGGUUGGACAAGGCUGUUCUACAGGUUUGUUCACACUUCUCUGCAUGCAGGGAGCGAGGAGUAGAGCUGGGCUUCCCAGCCCCAUUCCCAACCUUUGGGUACCUGGGUUCUGCCCCAUAUGCAUUUGGUCAAAGGUCUGGAAGGAACCUCUGCGUACAUGGGUUCUCUGCACAACUUGGAAUCCAGAUUAAACCGGGUUCUGACCUCGUGGAGCAGCUACAUGCCUACACCUGUAUGUCAACAGAGGCCCUUUUCAGACCUUCUGCCAAUUGUGUGAAGAUCAUGGGGUAGAGACACUGGGUGUGGAACUGCUUCCCCUCAAUAUGCAUGUGAUUUAGAAGAUGAGAAAAAGGGCUUCCACUUGGAUUGGACCAGGAAGUUGGGCUUCUGCCUCUGAACAGGAGCUGCUACCAUCAUUGGCUUCAAGAAACCAACCUAGGAGACACACCUAGUGCUUUAGAGCUGCAAAAACAGCUGCGCCUACUCAGACUUAUUGUCUUCAGUGGGUUUGUGUAUCUAUGGGCUUUUCAGGGAUGGUGUUAAAAUGUUGGGAAAGCAAGCAUAAAACACUUUUUACGAGUAACGUUUCUAGGGCAGGGUGAGGGCUUCAGAAUGCAGAGUUCUCACGUCAGGGCAUUAAAAAUACUUAAAGCUGAGAGCUCUUAAGACUAUAAAGGGCUGUGAUUUGGUCUCUGCUGACUUCAGAACUAUACCUUUAUCACAAAGAGAAUUGCUCUAGAAGUUGAACAGCCCAGGGCAAUAGAAAGAUAAGUAAAGGAAGCAUUGUGUACAUUGUUUUAUUGUUGUGGAGGGAGAGUCGUUAUAUAGGCCAGUAAUUUCACAAAGGGGAGACCAGUGCAGAGUUCAGUUAAGAAGGAAGCUGUGUUGGUCCUGUCCACCUGUCAAAGUUAGCCCUCUGAGGUGAGGGAGAAUUGAACUGCUGCUUUCUGCAGGUUUGAGUGUUUCCACUGCUAAUUGGGUUUUUUUUGCCACGUGGCAAACCACAUCAUUUGAUCACAACACUUAGAUUUAAUAGGAUCCGUGUGUUUUGGGUCGGCUUACUAGUGGGCUGAAAUUUGUGGUCUCCAUUGGCCCUUCCCAUUCCCCAUAUCUUCGGGGUAUGCAAACGAAAAUGGGGGUUGUGUUGGCUUUGAAGACCAGCAUAAUAUGGGAGAGACCCCUUCUUCUGGGUUGGAAGGCAGGGUCCAUCAUGCGCUGCUGAAGAAGGUCCCUGCUUGAGGUGAACGAAUGGUUGAUGGUGGGUCGUUUUUGCAAUGGAGAUGUUCACUGCUGAAUAAUUUGUGUUGCAUAGGUUUUGGGCUCUGUGGCAUCCCUGAGAACCUCAUAGGAGCACUGUUGAAGACUGGUGUAAAAGGGAUAACCGCUGUCAGUAACAAUGCAGGGUACGUGUGCCAUCUGUUCUUGGAAUAGAUUUUGUACAAAAUCUAAUUGGAAUUCUCUUUUUGCAACUGGUGAUGGACCCCAGCCUGUGUAUAUGUGAGGAAGCACCCUGGUUUCCCUCUGGAGGAACCCACAUUUCAAAAUAGAAGACUGUUUUUGGCAUAAAGCGAUAUAUACAUUUAUACAGUGGUGCCUUGGUUCUCAAACUUAAUCCGUUCUGGAAGUCCGUUCCAAAACCAAAGCGUUCCAAAACCAAGGCACGCUUGGAUUAAUCCGUUCCAGACUUUUAAAAACAACCCCUAAAACAUGAAUUUAACAUGGAUUUUACUAUCUAAUGAGACCACUGAUCCAUAAAAUAAAAGCAAUAAACAAUGUACUGCAGUCACACAAUCAAUCAGUAAGUAGCUGAACUGGGUUCCACACAGUCACAAAAACAAAACAAAAAGGGCCACAAAAUAAAUAGCAAAAACAGACGGACCUCAGCGUAACACUCAAAACGGAAGUGUGGCACUCAAAAUGGAAGCGUAACACUUGAAACAGAGCACGUUCAAUCUUCCGAAAAAAGUUCGCAAACCGGAACACUUACUUCCAGGUUUGCAGUGUUUGGGUUCCAAGUUGUUUGAGUACCAAAGCAUUUGACAACCAAGGUAUUGCUGUAAUUAAUAAUAACUUGAAAUGAUGAGGCUGGUACUACGCUAAAUGCAUUAUAUACAAGUGCAAUGAGGGCUGAGCUGCCAGUGGCCGCCGUGCCUGGUUACAUUCACAUAAGCAGAGCACCGAGACCCGCAUUUUCAUUUAAAUUAACUUUGUCCCAUGUUAUCAGUGUUAGCGAGUGUUUACAAAACACCAGAGGGAUUUGGAUGCUUGGUGUAAAAGACCUGAAUCUGGUUAAACAUUAAUUAAUAAAUAAGGUUUUCCCUGAUACUGCUAUUUACAGUAUAGCUAAAUGAUAAGAUCAUGCUGAUAUCCUCUAUAAUCAAAACACUUUUAGUCUUUCUUCAUUACCCAAUUUGAAUGUCAUUGAUGGAAACUUGACACAGUACUUGGAAUACAUGAAAUGCACAAGCUUUUCAUGUGAUGCUGAAGAAUAUAUAUACACAAGAUAUACAUAUAUCUAUAGCUAUGCAUACUGUCCAGAUAACUUUUUGUUAUGGGACGUCAUGCAAAUUGUGGAAACAAAGAAAAUAAUGUUUGUUGCACCCAGUGUUAAUCUUCUGCAAUCCUUUACAUAUUCCCCCAGUUGUGUGUCAGAUCUUUUACUUUUCUUUUGACUUCAGUCAUAUAUUUUCUUAAUGCAUGUCAAAAAGGGACAAAGGGUAUAUGGGGUCACGACGAGUAAUAUUGGCUAAGUUCAUGGGCAACCUAUUUUAAAUUCUGCAUCCCUUGAUGCUGGCACCAGUUUCAGCAUUCCUGAGUGCCUGGCUCAACCAGUUGCUCUGCUGCCCUACACUAUACCUGUGAAGCAGCUCACUGAGGCAUUUUCCCAGGGCUUGGGGUCCUGCUUUUUGUAUGGGGGUUCUUGUUGUUGUUAAUUAAAUUUGUAUACUGGUUGGCAACUUCUUUGGGCUUGUGGGCACAUUUGCAAAUGAGCGAAAUCAGAAAGCACAGAUGCUACAACCACACACACAAUCUCUUCUUUCUUUCUUUCUCUCUCUCUCUCUCUCUCUCUCUCUCUCUCCCUCCCUCCCUCCCUCCCUCCCUCUUUCUUCUUCUUCUUCUUCUUCUUCUUCUUCUUUCCCCCCACCUCCAAAAAAUAAGGCUGCAUGUUGGUUUGCAGCCUCUUUCUAUGCAACACUGGAUUGCCUAUGGAUUUGUUUGCUUUCAUUUCACCUCACAACGGCACCCAAUUCUCACCUUGAAAUAAAUGGAAAUACAUAUUGGGACCAGCCCAACUGGUCCUAAAUUAUUUUAGCAUAUUUCACCAGAUGUUAACUGUGUUUAUUUUUGAACUGACAGUGUCAACCCUACACACUUCAGAACAGCACUUUCUUUUUAUAGGGGGAAGGUUACUUCAGCAUUUUGGCAGGUCAGACAGUCCCGGUAAUAAUUCCUAACAUACGGAGGCUCUGAAUAGUCACACAGUGUCAACAGGGUUGUUUGCUAUUCAGGCGACAAACGAGGAAUGGAAACAUGGAAGGUUUUCCAACCCUGAAGUCAGCCACUGCAUUAGAACAGUCUGUCAUGCAGGAGAGACACAAAGAUUAACCUUGGCUUGCAGCCCCUAUUAGAUGUCUUUAUUUAUUUAUUUGGUUCUUCGAAUUACAGUUUUACAAUCACAUAUCCAACAUGCAACAUAAAAACAAGAUUCCAAAGAAUCUCCUGGACUUCCCUCCUCCCUUUUGUGGGUCCUAUUGUUAGCCAUUUCUUCCUGAAUCCUUUAUAGUAAUCCAUCUCCAUUAAAUCCAAAAUUCACCAUUAAACUACAAGUGUUAUUCCAAUCCUACUAACAAUUUUAACUGUUUACAAUGGCUUUUAGAUAAAUUAUAAAUUUCUUCCAUUCUUUAUUAAAAUGUUAGUCUUCCUGAUUUCUAAUUCUUCCAGUCAUUUUUGCCAUUUUGGCAUAAUCCAUCAACUUAUUCUGCCAUUCUUCUCUGGUUGGGACUUUAUCUUCUUCCCAGGCCCUAUUAGUUGUCAUUUGCUAGGCUUGUGUUGUGAGUACUGUGACUGACUUCAUGAUAUCCAUAAUGUAUAACAUGAAGGAGGGGACCCCUAAAAGCUUGAGGUUUCCUUGUCUGUUGUGCUUCUAUUUCCUUCACCCUCAGAGUGACCAAGAAACAGAAGCUGCUCUAGGAAAAAGAGAGCACACAAAUGAACUGAACCAAGCUGGGGUGGAGAACCUUUGGCCAUUCAGUUGUGGUUGGCCUUCAACUCCCAAGAGAGCCCCAGCCAGCAUGGUGGUAGCGAGGGAUGAUGGGAGCUGUAGUCCAGCAACAUUUGGAAAGCCACAGGGUCCCCAUCCUUGGCCCAGAGCAGGGCUUUCCAAACUUGGGUAGUGACAAUUGGUUGGACCACAACUCCCAUCAUCCCUAGCUAGCAGCCAGUGGUCUGGGAUGAUGGGAACUGUAGUCCAAAAAAACAGCUGGAGACCCAAGUUUGGGAAACCCUGGCCUAGAGCACUGGUCUUCAACUGGUGGCUUGGGACCCACUACUGGUCCCAUUUGGGUCUCAAGAGGAGCACUGCCAGCAUGCAAGUACAGUGGUACCUCUGGUUAUGAACUAAAUUCGUUCUGGAGGUCCAUUCUUAACCUGAAACUGUUCUUAACCUGAGGUACCACUUUAGCUAAUGGGGCCUCCCACUGCCGCCAUGCUGCCGGUGCGCGAUUUCUGUUCUCAUCCUGAGGUAAAGUUCUUAACCCGAGGUACUACUUCCGGGUUAGUGAGUCUGUAACCCAGAGUGUUCGUAACCCAAGGUGUUUGUAACCCAAGGUACCACUGUAUUAUAAGGCUAGGGCCAGGCGACCUGGAGGCUAAAUGCGCCCUCUGCCAGACUUUUCCACCUGGCCCUCGGGAUUCUCUCCAGGCUGCACCUCUCACCAGCCUGCUCUGCAUCCGCUUUUGAGCGCCCUUUGCCUGUCAGGAAUGUGUCCUUGAACUGUGGCGAUGCUUCUUGCUUCCCUGUAUGGAGAUAUAGGUCUUAAAAUACCAACAACACCUCUUCCUCUGCGUGGCUGGAGCGCAUGAAAGGUUAGAGCCGCAUUUGUUGCUCCGCCCAUUUUUGCCUUGGGCCCCACCUACUCUUGACACGCCCCCCAGAAGGUUGUGUGCAAGGGAACAUGGCCCUCGGCUAAUACUGAAGAAAACAUGUAUUUGUGACCCUACAGCAGCAUUGCAGGGAGUUUUACCACCCCUGCAAUGUGCAGAUGCCGAAGUUACAGCUGCAUUGUGUGCUGCAGUAGAAUCCACUAUAAUCAGUGGCGUAGCGUGGGGGGUGCAGGGGGGGACCGGCCGCACCGGGCGCAACAUCCGGGGGGGCGCGCUCGCACUCGCAGCUCUCUGCCCCUACCUGGCUCACUCACUCUCUCUCACUGCAGUGCUGGCUGUGCGAAUCCGAUCCGAGCCGCUGGGUCGCUGCCCACUGUGGAGGGGGUGGGUGCCAGGCGUGCGGUGCGGAGAGAGAGCGAGGGACUAUCUGGGGGAGGGACAGUGCAGCGGCCGCCCAGCGCAGCGCUGAGCGCGGGAGAGAACCACACCAGACCAGCCCAGGCAGCAGCAAGAAGAAGCUGGCAGCGGCGGCAGGUUAGGGGUUAGGGGGCGCAAAUUACUUGCCUUGCCCCGGGUUAGGGGGCGCAAAUUACUUGCCUUGCCCCGGGUGCUGACAACCCACACUACGCCGCUGCUGUUUGCUGCUAUUUCCAUAUGUAUACAGUGGUAUCUCAGGUUACAUACGCUUCAGGUUACACACUCCGCUAACCCAGAAAUAGUGCUUCAGGUUAAGAACUUUGCUUCAGGGUGAGAACAGAAAUCGUGCUCCAGCGGCGCGGCGGCAGCAGGAGGCCUCAUUAGCUAAAGUGGUGCUUCAGGUUAAGAAUAGUUUCAAGUUAAGAACGGACCUCCUGAACGAAUUACCGUAUUUUUUGCUCUAUAAGACUCACUUUUUCCCUCCUAAAAAGUAAGGGGAAAUGUGUGUGCGUCUUAUGGAGUGAAUGCAGGCUGCGCAGCUAUCCCAGAAGCCAGAACAGCAAGAGGGAUUGCUGCUUUCACUGCGCAGCGAUCCCUCUUGCUGUUCUGGCUUCUGAGAUUCAGAAUAUUUUUUUUCUUGUUUUCCUCCUCCAAAAACUAGGUGCGUCUUGUGGUCUGGUGCGUCUUAUAGAGCGAAAAAUACGGUAAGUACUUAACCCGAGGUACCACUGUAUUUCCAUAUGUAUACAGUGGUACUUCGGGUUACAUACGCUUCAGGUUACAGACUCCGCUAACCCAGAAAUAGUGUUUCAGGUUAAGAACUUUGCUUUAGGAUGAGAACCCGAGGUACCACUGUAUCUGAAUUAGUGAUGCUGAGAUCAAAGUAGGUAAUGCAGGUUGUUCGCUCUUGCUCCCUGCCUGUGAGUUAAAGUGGUUCAUCUCUCUCUGUGUGUGUUUCUGUGGAUGGAGGCAUGGCUUUGCUUAGGGGCACCGACAACUCUUUAGGAACAUGAUUCUGUGAUCUUAUCGCCUUCCAUAAGCUCAGCUUUGCAGCGUUGUCUAAUGACCCCAUCCAGCCCCGUUUCCUAUCUGAUAAUUACUGGAUGAUAAUUUCUGUGUAGUUCACAUCCGGCAGUUUAAAAGCCUUGGGGCAGCAUUAAAUCUUGCCUAUCCUACCCACUCCUGUUCCUGACUUCAUUCGCCAAGUCCUUUUCACGAUGGAUAGAGGACAGCUGUCCCAGUUGGCCAUAAAGCAAGUGGCUUAUGGGGACUUUUAUGACUUUAUGGCUUGGAAGCAGCAGGAGUUAGGCAAGGAGCCAGCCUUGCAGGAUAUUUUGCCAGAUGGGCCAGUCCUAUAACCUAGGAAGAGCAAGCGAGCAAACUGAAAAAUUCCAUAUAAUUAUUGAAUUCUGAAUUACAGUGUGUCCUCUAUCCAAACUGUUGUCCUAACACUGAAGAAUAUAAUACACUCAAAUUUUCUAUUCCUGGCACCCCCAGAUUUAGGUGGGGGAAAUAAUGUCAGUUGGUGUAGACCAAUGUUUCCCAAACUUGGGUCUCCAGCUAUUUUUUUUUAACUACAAUUCCCAUCAUCCUUGACCACUGGUUCUGCUAGCUAGGGAUGAUGGGAGUUGUAGUCCAAAAAUGGUUGGAGACCCAAGUUUGGGAAACACUGGUACAGUGGUACCUCGGGUUACAUACGCUUCAGGUUACAGACGCUUCAGGUUACAGACUCCGCUAACCCAGAAAUAUUACCUCAGGUUAAGAACGUUGCUUCAGGAUGAGAACAGAAAUCAUGCUCCGGCGGUGCGGCGGCAGCUGAAGGCCCCAUUAGCUAAAGUGGUGCUUCAGGUUAAGAACAGUUUCAGGUUAAGAACAGACCUCCGGAACAAAUUAAGUGCUUAACCCGAGGUACCACUGUAUAGACCAAAAGUAAGGAGCCUCAGGACUAGGGUGGGACGGUGGAGAAUGUGACCUUCCAGCCCUCCUUACCUGGACCUCAGGACUCUCACCAGGGCACACCUUCUCUUGCAACUUGACACCAAUUAUUGUCUUUGCUUCAUCCCCUCCUUGAUUUUCUUUGCCUUGAACUCUGAUAAUUAACUCUUGGUCUCCUGGGUGGAGGAUAGAGAGGGGAGAAACUAGCUUAAUGAAAGUGAUAUUUACGUUCAUUCUCCACCUGCUGUUGACCCUGGUGCUGCCCAUCUCUGGCAUGUGGCCCUUGGAAGGUUGUCAGAAGGGGAGGAGGCAAAAAAUGGUCCCCCACUCCUAGUACAGUCAUACCUUGGUUUUCGAACAGCUUUAGUUCUCAAACGUUUUGGCUCCCGAACACUGCAAACCUGGAAGUGAGUGUUCCGGUUUGCGAACUAUUUUUGGAAGCCGAACAUCUGAUGGGGCUUCUGUGGCUUCCGAUUGGCUGUAGGAGUUUCCUGCAGCCAAUCAGAAGCCACGCUUUGGUUUGCGAACGUUUUAGAAGUUGAACCGACUUCUGGAAGGGAUUCUGUUCGACUUCUGAGGUACAACAGUAUAGACAAAUGAAUUAGGUGCAUGAAUGGUUUGCCAGCUUCCUUUUGUUACUGACAAGAUGUAAGCACAAACUGAUUGCCUCAUGGCCGGUCCAGCUGUGCGAUACAAUUAGUGCCACUUAGUGAUGGGCCUUUGCAAUUCUGGCACAGAGGCACUUGUGCAGGUUAUUACAUGCAAAACUCAAAGGGUGAUGCCAAGUAUGGCAUAUCUGUCUUAUUCUCACUUUUGGAAGGCGUGUGCCCCAGUGUGGAAUUUUCAUGAUAUUCUGUGGCAUUUGUUUUGUUGUAACCGUCGCCCAACAACUUUUUCUGUGCAGGGUAGACAAUUUUGGGCUGGGACUCUUACUCCAAACGAAGCAAAUCAAGCGCAUGGUGUCGUCCUACGUUGGGGAGAACGCAGAGUUUGAGCGGCAGUAUUUAUCUGGAGAGCUGGAGGUUGAGCUUACGCCACAGGUACAACACCUUUCUUAAGGGGCUAAAUAUUUUUUUAAGAAAAUGUGUUUCAUUAUUUAGCUAAUGAAUUUAUAGAUACGCAUGCAACACACACACACACACACACACACACACAAACAAAAAUGGAAUACUAAAACAAGAUACUGAGCAGUGCCAUCUAACAAUUAGCAAAAGGAAAUGAACAAAUAAAUACAUUUUUAACAGGCCUGUAGAUCACAUCACAGCUGACUCCUCUUGGAUUUGGCAGGAGAAGGUGUUCCAGAGAAUCGCUGCUUUGGAAAGAGACUGCUUCUGCUUUGUCACCAGACGUCAGCCUGCUAGCUGUGGGGUUUUAAAACAGUUAUACCUAAUAGAGUGAACCUUGGCUUCUUGGCCUGUUCUGGGUGGGGUUAGACUCCCCUGGAAGUCUGUAGCAAGGUUUAUCCUGGAUCCAACAUUUUCACCAGAGGCUCAGAACGUCUGUUUUCAGAUCCUGUUGGUUCACCAGCUAAGGCCCCUUUUGGACAGAGAUGAGUUGGCCACUGUACUACUCCAGACUAGAUGAUUCAAUGUGUUUCAUGUGGGGCUGCCCUUGAAGAAAACUUGGAACUUCCACCUGGUCCAACACGUGGCUUCCAAGGAACUUAAGGGAGCUCCUCUUGGAACUUGCAUAGCCCCUGUUCCAAAAUAGCUGUGUAGGUUUCCAGUUCAUUUCCAGGCCCAACAUCAGUGUUUGAAGCCCUGAAUGACUUAGGCUUGUGAAACAUGGACCACUUAUAAAGACCAUCUCCAACUCAUUGAAAGAUUCCAUCAAAGGUGUCUCUGAAAAAUUUUACACAUCACUUGGGAAGACAGGCGAACUAAUGCCAGUGUACUGGAAGAAGCAAAGAUCACCAGUGGUGAAGCAAUGAUUCUUAAACAUCAGCUUCAUUGGACUGGUCAUGUUGUGCCAAUGUCUGAUUAUCGUCUUCCAAAGCAACUAUUCUAUUCCAAACUUAAAAAUGGAAAGUGUAAUGCCGGUGGUCAACAAAAGAGGUUUAAAGACUCUCUCAAGGCAAAUAAAAAAAAAUGUAGUAUAAACACCUACAACUGGGAAACACUGGCCUGCAAGCGCUCCAGUUGGAGAACAGCCUUUACCAAAGGUGUCAUGGGCUUUGAAGACACUUGAACUCAGGACGCAAGGGAGAAACGUGCUAGGAGGAAGGCACGCUUGGCAAACCCUCACCAAGAUCAAUUCCACUGGGAAACCAAUGUCCCCACUGUGGAAGGACGUGUAGAUCCAGAAUUGGCCUCCAUAGUCACUUACGGACUCACUGUUAAAACCGUGUUUAUGUAAGACAAUCUUACUCGGCUACAAGUUAUCGCCAAAGAAGGCGGCUUAGGCCAUCAUAUCUGAAAGACCACCUCCUUCCCCACAGACCCUCGUAGGAGUUGAGGUUGACAGAAGGGGCCCCUCUUGGUGUUCCACCACCCUUGGAGGCUCAGAGGACAUUCUCCACAGCAGUCCCUUAGCUGUGAAAUUCCCUCCCCAUAGAGGUGUAUUUGGCACUUCCAUUAUGUACCUAAGAAUUGCAGCAUCACAGAAGUGUAGGGAUGUCUUUACCCUGGUCUUUGACACCUGAGACACCCCAUUCUCUUAACUAAUUUGGUUUAAACCGUUCUUCAUAUUUUAUUUUGAAACCUUCUGGCGAAGGGCGGCUAAGAAAUCAUAAGCUGGGGUAGCUCAGUUAGCAGAGCCCCACAUUGGGCUUGAGCCCCACAUUGGGCAAAAGAUUCCCGCAUUGCAGGGGGUUGGACUGGAUGACCCUCGUGGUCACCUCCAAUUCUGCGAGUCUAAGCCCAAACCUGGAGGCUUUUCCCCAGCUCAAUCUUAUUUGUGGGAGUUCUUAGGGCUGACAGUUCUAACUGGCUGGACAGAAACGUUACUGCCACUUGCGGGUGUUUUUGGAAGAGUCAAAUGUUCAAAACUAAUCAUGAGGAAAGUUACAGUAAAUAGAGAGCAGAUAGUUCAUAAGGCACACUUUUACCAAUAGGUAUUGGUAUCUUACAAAGCAGAGACAUCACCUUGCCAACAAAGGUCCGUAUAGUUAAAGCUAUGGUUUUCCCAGUAGUGAUGUAUGGAAGUGAGAGCUGGACCAUAAAGAAGGCUGAUCGCCGAAGAAUUGAUGCUUUUGAAUUAUGGUGCUGGAGGAGACUCUUGAGAGUCCCAUGGACUGCAAGAAGAUCAAACCUAUCCAUUCUUAAGGGAAUCAGCCCUGAGCGCUCACUGGAAGGACAGAUCCUGAAGCUGAGACUCCAAUACUUUGGCCACCUCAUGAGAAGAGAAGGCUCCCUGGAAAAGACCCUGGUGCUGGGAAAGAUGGAGGGCACAAGGAGAAGGGGAUGACAGAGGACGAGAUGGUUGGACAGUGUUCUCGAAGCUACAAACAUGAGUUUCAGCAAACUGCGGGAGGCAGUGGAAGACAGGAGUGCCUGGCGUGCUCUGGUCCAUGGGGUCACAAAGAGUCGGACACAACUAAACAGCAACAACAAAUUGGGUGGGUAGAUAAGAAUUGUCAGAGACAGGUUUUUAAAGUACAGAUGCUGCCAUCUUGUGGAUCAAACUUAAGUAUGGAAUGAAUUUAUUCAGGCCUUUCUGAGAUCAAGCAAUUUUUUUUGGUAAGGUUUGCAGGUUUGCUGGCAUGUUGAAUUUCCUAGCAACAAAAAGUACUGUAUCCUAUCCAUAAAACAGGCACCCUUGCAAAGGUGGAAUAAAGCAGGUUCUAGCCAGAUUAGCAGUUGUCUGUUGCUCUGGCAGGAUGUUCUCCCAUAAAAUACUUUCAUGGACCUUUCUGCCUCUCUCUGUUGUCUUUGGGUGAUCAGCUUUCAUGUCACCAUGGGAUAGGCAGGAGUGGUUCUCUCUCUCUCUCUCUUUUUUAAAUGAUAUUUAUUGAGAAUUUUAAGAUUACAAAGAAACAAAGAAAAAAGAAGGAAAAAACAAGUAACAAUUAAAGAAUACAAAUCAAUAAAAAUCAAAGUCAAAAAGCAAAAGCAAAACACAUAAUACAUCAAAAUCAAAAAGCAAAAAUAAACAGAAAAUUUAAAAACAGAUCCAAUAUUCCCAAAUCCUUAACUGUCAUUACCUUAUUUCAUCGACCUCCUCGCACCUCCCCUUUUUGUAUUCUAGUUGUUAAUUAUCUCAGCAAAUCCUUUCCGUCUUUCAUAAUAUUCUGUCAUUAAAUUACCUUAAUCUAUUUUAACCUUAUCUUACCAUAAAGAACCCUAAAACUUAAAACUUAAAUCUUAUUUAUACCAAUUUCUCAUAACCAUAACAUAUUCUUACAUAAUUCUUUUUAACAUUUCUGCUAAAGCCAAAUAAUUUCGUUACAACAUUUUUCUAAUACUCAUUAAUUUUACAAAACUUUCCUAAUUUUUUUUUUUUAAACUUUCUUCCAAUCUUCAUCCAACGUCUCUUCCUCCUGGUCUCAGGUUUUGUCAGUCCUUUCUAUCCCAUCCAUCUAGUUCAUCAACCUGGUAACCUUAUGUCCGAGGCUCUUAAAUCUCUUCCAUGUCCCUUCCGCAGGUCUUCUUCAUAUUUAUACCUGUACUUUACUUUGUCUUCUGCUCCUUUCACUCGUGGAGACUCCAGCUUGACAAUAUUUUUGUCCCUUCUCGACAGAUCAGCCCCUUUUCCAUAGUCAACACUGAACUCCAUGUGGUAUUUAAAAGCGUGUUUCAAGGUCCCUCCAAAGUUAAGGGCCCCCACAACUCUGAACUCCUCCCGGCCCAAAGCCAGACUUGAAAGGUCAAAACAUCCCUGCAUAGGGGGGUCUAUCCAGCCCCCCAUCUCCAAGCCAAACAAGACUCUAUCUCUCCAAAUCUGGCUUUUUCCAGGUUCAUUCGUCAAAUCCAACAACUCAUGUUCCUGCUGGGCCACAGUUCCUUCCGUCUCUGCCUCUCGAGGUCCAGCAACAACCUUCUCCCUCAUCUGAUCUGUCAGAGCACACUCCUGGAUUAAUUCCUGAGUGGGUUCUAUAUAGGUACCCACUGCCUGUCCAAAAUUUCCGAUCGCAACAGUCAUCAAAUCCGUCUUCUCAUGUAACUGUUCCAAUAAAGCACUUGUCUUGCAGAAGGCAAGCACCAGAGCCUCCGACUACAUUCUUGUACAAGGUCAGAGUCUGGUCCCACGAUCUUAAUCUAUUGCAGCUGCAAAGCUCCCCAGUUCAGAUUUAAUAACAGUUCGCAAGCUCCCUCUAGGGGAGAAAGCUUCUAUUUGUAUCCAUCUCUCUCUCUCUUUUUUUUAAAGCAGAUCUAACAACAAAGUUUCCUUUUUCAGAUAUUUUGUCAAUAUUUUGUUCCUUUUAGAUGCGAAGGGGAACAAUGGAAUCAAUAUGUUUCUCUUCUUUUAACUAUCUGUCAAAAACGUUUGUCUAUAGUCAAUGAACUUCCCGAGGAUGUCUGUCCUGACACCCCGCUCCCAGGUUCAAGACGGUGGAAAAUUGCUUUUCUUUACUCUCUCUUCUGCAGGUUUAAACGGUCCAGAAAAAGUUUCCCCCUUUUCUCCUGCUUCCAAGGGGGGUUCAGUAAUUUUGAAUGAUGAAAAUUGAUCCUUUACAGACAACUUUCUAAACUCUAGCUUGCCGUGUCUUUGCUUUAAUCUAUCUACAAAAGCGGAAGGCGGACUUCCUGUUUAGACCUUCCCGCUUCAGUGCCAAAUCAAAAGAAAUUUCUUAAUCCAAUUUUCCGUUCUACUCACGGGCAGUUAUUUAAAAUCCAAUUGUCCACAGGAAAAAGUCAGUGCUCUCCGGCAACAGCAAUGCGGCUUCACUCCGUGAAAGAAGCAGUUGAUUCAAAGCACCGCGCCACUCACCCCACGUCGCUCCGGAUCCCCGAAACCGGGGUUCCCCGCGAGUAGGGGGGGCGCAAAGGUGCCAGCCGAAUCCCACGUCCACAGGCUUCUCCCGCCUGUGGUUUUUGAUGGGUCUCCGCCUCGCCGUGGCGGUUCAGACCCUUUUUUCCACGGAGCGGAUUCCUCCCGAUCGGAGGAAAUCCGCCAUUGCCAGAGGCGCCAACCCGGAAGUCUAGGCAGGAGUGGUUCUCCAGGCCAGGCAGCAGAGUGCUAAGAGAGCCUGUGACAUCAGAGCAGGCCAGCCAAUGAAAUUCGAAGCCCUAAGACCCAUGUGUACCUUCUGUGAAACCAAAUCCCUUAAUAAGUGCUGUUCUGCAUACUUUUGCAUUCAGAUGGCAGUACAUGCCGUUUGAGGGAAAAUGGAGCUGUUUGGUGGAAAGAAGGCAGAAGACGUCAAAGGGGAGAAAGCAGGAGAAGUAGGGAAUUUGGGAACAGGAUGCUGGACUAGAAGGGCCAUUGGCCUGAUCCUGCUGGCUCUACUUAUGUCCUGAACAACCCGGGAAUCUCUCUUGUUAUCGGUCUCUGUACUUAACAGUUUCUUUCCUUCUAGGGCACGCUGGCUGAGCGCAUUCGAGCAGGAGGAGCAGGUAUCCCAGCAUUCUUCACCAGCACAGGGUACGGGACUUUAGUGCAAGAAGGAGGGGCUCCAAUCAAAUACAACACAGAUGGUACUGUUGCCCUUGCCAGCGAGCCCAGAGAGGUAAAAGAUCAUGCUUGUGUGUUUUAAUGGUGGAACUAGGGCAGCGGUAGGGGACCAUCAUUCUUGGGAAGAGAGAGUCCAUAACAGACAGACAGAGGGCCUUCUCGGUGGUGGCGCCCGGCCAGUGGAACGCCCUCCCAUCAGAUGUCAAGGAAAUAAGCAGCUAUCUUAUUUUUAAAAGACAUCUGAAGGCGGCCCUGUUUAGGGACGUUUUUAAUAUUUAAUGCUGUAUUGUUUUUAACACUCGAUUGGGAGCCGCCCAGAGUGGCUGGAGAAACUCAGCCAGAUGGGCGGGGUAUAAAUAAUAAAAUAUUAUUAUUAUUAUUAUUAUUAGUAGUAGUAGUAGUAGUAGUAGUAUUAGUAUUUUAUUAGUAUUAAAGCCAUGUGAGGCUUUUGACCAGUUAGCAUCCCUAUUGCUUGGCAUUCUGCAAAGGAAUAAUUUAAAAUGCCAACAUGGGAAGGAACAGUUUUCAAGAUGAAUAACUUUUCAAAUAUUUCCUCCCGCUCCUGACUUCUCACAGGUGAGAGAGUUUGAUGGGCGACACUAUAUUAUGGAAAAGUCGAUAACGGGGGAUUUUGCGCUAGUGAAGGCGUGGAAAUCUGAUCGCGCCGGGAACAUUAUCUUCAGGUACAGUAUUGCACACAGAGCAAAUGUGCUUUUCUCCAAAGCAGCAGUUUUCAGAGGGUUCGCCAGGAAAUCUUGGACUUCCUUUGGAAGCUCACCAGAGUAUCCUGAACGAGAAGAUCAGUCAUGUUGGACAAAGCUGACCCGUCAGUGUGCAAAUGUUCUUCCCCUGUAAUACGCAGCUCCAAGGGGCUCCCCCCCCUCUUGUGUUGGGAUACACCUGCAGCUCACAUGGGGCUCAUUAUGCUCACUUGACUUGUAUAAUAAUUUAAAUUUAAUUUAAAAGUUGUUUAGCCCACUCUUCAGGGUUGGGUUUUUUUGGUUAUGUUUAGGUUUUGAGUGUGUUAGUGCAGACAGUUUUCACCCACAGGGACCAAUGGUCUGACUCUGUUUCUUAUAACCUGUGAAAAGUGGAGAUUUAGGAAAUAUAAGCAUUGAAUAGAUGGAGAAUGAAUUUAUAAUGCUAUAAUCUGAAUUUUUUAAAAAAGAAAUCUGCAUUUCUUGUAUCUAUUCUUGCUCGGUGCAACUCGGUCUGACCCUUAUGUUUCCCUCCCCUUAUGGUCUUGAUUUAUUGGCUACUUUAAAAUGAGGCUGCAUUUUAAAUUGCACUUUAACCUGUAUUUUAAAUUGCCCCCCCCCUCUAUUUCCCCCCUAUUAUGUUUUUACUGUGAUUUUAUUGGUGUUAGCCACCCUGAGCCCGGCUCUGGCCAGGGAGGGCGGGGUAUGUAUAAACAAACAAACAAACAAACAAACAAACAAAUAAAUAAAAUAAUUAUUCUUCACCCAAAUUUGGUGAGCGCAGGGACUCGUUUAGCAUUUAAUAAAGCAAAGGUGUCCAGGAGGGGGCAGUAGAAGCCCAAACAUUUUUUAUGUUGUAUGAUAAGCUCAAGAUAGAGAGAAAUAUCUAGAAAAUAGGAUCCUUUGAUUCAGUUUUGAGGCUGCUCUACCAAGGCUUAGAGUCUGUGCCUUAGACCAUCAUUUGAGACACAUUAUCAGAAAAACUUGACACCUCCUGUAUAACGGUGGGAUUGACCCCCUGUUUGCUCUGGUCACCAACCCCCCCCCCCAAUUCCCUUCCCCCUCUUCCCCCAAUGUACAACACAUGCAAACAAAGAAAGCUCAUUUCCAGGAAUGGAGAGUUGCUCUUGCACUCAGAUCCUCCUUUCUGGUUUCCCAUAGCAUCUGGUCGGCCACUGUGAGAACAGAAUGCUGGACUAGAUAGGCCAUUGGCCUGAUCCUGCAGGCUCUUCUUACGUUUUUAUAUUCUUAAGCAUAUGUCAGAUUUUUAUAUAACACCCCCCCCCCCCAAAAAAACCCCCCAACCAAUAUUGUGUUUGCCAUGGACCUUGGUUUGCUAGUGGGAAUCUUCUGGGUAGAAGGCAAUGAAGUAUUUCUGCAGUCAAGUCUUGCUCUUCCCCCAUUCAAUGGUCAAAUAGGUGUCACAAAUGAUGUGCAACUUGGAUUAUCUCCUUUCUCCCCUCCACAUUUCAAAAUGUGCCCUGAUGUGCAUCCUGUUGCCCAGUUUAUUUAGCUGGGAGUAAACACUGCUGAACUCGGUGGAACCUACUUCCCAGUUGACACUUAGAAGGAGCGCAUUGCAAAGUCCCCCACCCCUUCUUUUAAACAGUAGCACACAUGCACACAAACACACACACACUGCAUGGUAAACAAGCCUGCAAUUUUAAAUGUGUUCUUAAACAUAUCCUAGAUAUGCAAAGGUCUGUAUGUUACCACCUUACUGCUAUCUUCUCCUUCCUUCCUAAUUCCUUUAAAUUUAGGUUGACCCAGUGCUUCCCCUGAUAUUAAAGUAAUAUAACAGCCUGAAUGUGAGCAGAAAAUACUCUCCUAUCUUUUGCUUUCAGUUAACUUUAGCUUCCCCUUUUCUCUGCCUCAAAUAGGAAAACGGCAAGAAACUUUAACCAGCCCAUGUGUAAAGCUGCCAGAACAACUGUAGUAGAGGUAAGGUCAAACAAUUUUUACUUGUACUUCAAAGCUUGCAAGUACUCCUUACAGAUCUUUGCGAAUUGCUCAGAUGAAGUUGACAGAUGCUGUAUACAUGCAUAACUGAAACCAGGCGUGAUGUUCUGCUCCAGUUGAAGAUGAUAUGCCUUUACCUGCAGCAGGGAUAGAAGAGGGAAGGAUUUUAGAGAAGCCCAAAUGAUGACAAGCUGUGGUAUCAUAUGCGUGAACGUAAAACCUGAACACCUGUUUCUGGUAAACAACUACGAAAGGCCUAGUGCUCACCUGAGGCCUGCAGGCUGAAGGUGGAGACCCCCAAGAUUUAAUGUUCCUCAACCAACUAAACUAAACCUAAACCUAAACCUAAACCUAAACCUAAACCUAAACCUAAACCUAAACCUAAACUAAACUUCCAUUGCAUAGAAAGCGAUAUCAGCAGGGACGAUCGCAGUCCUCAGAGUGGUUUAACAGUCUGUCCCUCUUCCCAGGGAACUAUGGGAACUGUAGCUCUGUGAGGGGGAAUAGGGGUCUCCUCACAACUCUCAGUACCCUCAGCAGACUACAUUUCCCAGGAUUAUUUGGGGGAAGCUAUGGCUGUUUUAAAACAGCAUCGUGCCACUUUCAGGUAUAGUGCAGAUGAGAUCUUCAGCAGCUGUAUGCUGGCAUACCAGUCUUCCCGUGCUUGUGCUUAUGUAGCCAAAACCUCACUGACGCUCAAGGGAAGAAGUACCCAGCAGACAUGAAGUAAUAAUUAUACGCAGGCAGAAAAGCAAAUCUGUAGCUAAAAUGUAUCCUAGAGGGUGGGGAAGCAGCCACACAAAAAUUAAAUGUUGUAGAAUACUGACAGACUGAAAAAUGGGGAAAAUGAGAAUUAGGUAGCGUAAGGGAAUAGAAUAGACUGGGCAGAACAGGCUUAUGCGAAUAUAUAGAUUAUAUAGAGAGCUAUAUAACCAUCUUGUUUUCUGGAUGUCAGUUCCUGGUUCACACUGAGAAGCUAUUUUUGGACUCCCCCAGACAGCCUGUUUAUUGAGCUUUCACUCCGAUCUGCUUGUCCAAAACUUACUCAGAGGUUAUUUUAUAAAUAAAAUUUGUUUCUCACCCUUUCUCCCAAAUGAGCCCAGGGUGGUAUAUGUCCAAUUUUUCACUUGAGCUUUCAAUCAGAUUUGUUUGCAGGGAAGAUUUAUGACUGUCAGCAUUCAUCCCGAUCUUCUGGUUACUCUCCUAGCCCCAAAAGAUUCUGUGGUAGUGGUGGUUUUUUAAAACAGAUUUGUUGAGCCAGGGCAAACAGAGCAACUUUGAGGCACUUUUAAUUUCACAAACCUGAGUUUCCAGUGUGCGCUUGUUAACCCUUCUGCAAAACAACGGGUGUUCUGAAGGCCGUAAUUAUUUGAUUGUCCCCAGGGAUGGAAGAGAAAGGUGCCCUUAUGCAUGUAGAGAGAAGUUGAAGAAUUUUGUGUAGCUAGGAUUGGGCACAAGUAUACCCACCCUGCCUCAAAUGAAGAGACAAACCCCAAUGUAGGAUAUAAACAGCAAGUGGGGAUAAAAAUUCCAGUGCAGUCAGCGAAGAUUGAGCAUGCUGUUUUCACAUGCUAUUAUUUUCUUUUUGUAUCCCAUUUGUAGAAUACUUUGUAAGGGGAAUGGUUCCUUACCAAAGGGAAAAACAAAAGCUAGGAUAACAGAAGCCUAGUUUUCCUCCUGAUUUUUGAGAUCCUCAUUCAUUAUGGAAUAGUUGGGAGACUGGAAGAUGAGGUUUGAUUUAGCAAGGAAGAGGAACAAAGGGUUGGGGGUGGGGCUCAGAUCUGAGCGCAGAAAUGCUCUUUCACCCACAACUAAUUAAGGAAAUGUAAUUAAAAACCCUGCAAUGUAUCUUUGGUUACUUAGCAACGCCAUUAGAAUGCUGCUAUCGCAGGUACAAUGGACUUUCAUUACAUUGUGGGACAGGAAUGAAUAGCUUCAUUAGUCACCAAAAAUUGUGGUGUUGCUUUCAUUGUUAACGAUGAGACGCUGAGAAAUGGCCAUGCUUAUAAAUGCACACUCUUAUAUUGCCGAUAACAGUCUUCGCUCUUGCGUCCCAGAAAUUCUGCUUAAUUCUAAUUCUACCUCACAAAUUUGAAUUCCGAGAUGUGCCACACUGACUACGCAUCAGCCAGGAAGCUGCAAUAGGGGCUUUGGCCUACCAGUGAGUUUCUUCAAACACAAUUCAAAGUGUUGGUGCUGACAUUUAAAGCCCUAAACGGCCUAGGCCCAGUAUACCUGAAGGAGUGUCUCCACCCCCAUUGUUCUGCCCGGACACUGAGGUCCAGCUCCGAGGAACUUCUGGCGGUUCCCUCACUGUGAGAAGUGAGAUUACAGGGAACCAGGCAGAGGGCCUUCUCAGUAUUGGCACCCGCCCUAUGGAGUGCCCUCCCAUCUGAUGGCAAGGAAAUAAACAGCUAUCUGACUUUUAGAAGACAUUUGAAGGCAGCCCUGUUUAGGGAAGUUUUUAAUGACUGAUGUUUUAUUGUGUUUUUAAUAUUCUCUUGGAAGCUGCCCAGAGUGGCUGGGGAAACCCAGCCAGAUGGGCGGGGUAUAAAUAAUAAAUUAUUAUAAUGUUAUUAUUAUCUUGUCCCUUUUUUCUAAUUCAGGGGUAGCUAACCUGAGACCCUCCAGAUGGUGUUGAAAUCCAUCUCCUAUUAGCCGUAGGCAGCAUGGCCAAAGGUCGGGAACGAUGGGAGUUGGAGUCUAAUAACAUCUGGAGGGUCGAGGGUUGCUUCCUGGAUCGUGUCCAAGCUUCCACACAAUCACUUUUCCGCAUUAAACAUUACAGCGUUGGCCACUCAAAAAUGCUUUUAUAUACUGGUGUAAGAUAUGAAUUUGCACCUGCUGAAUGGAUGAACUUGGGCAUCCGUCUUUAGUGGCUUCCCAGCUGCAAGGACACAAGAAUUAGCCUUUUGUGUCCAGGAAAUUCCUGUGGCAAUUGUCACUAGUAGUGAAUCUUUGCACACUUUCCUGCCAAGAGCAAAGGUUUGUACCCAGGAUUCCCAGAUGCACAAGGUUACAGUGCUUCAUGCAACUUGGGAGAAAAGUAGGAUAUCAAUACAUAAAUACGACAAUGACAACAAUGUAUUUGGCCAUGAUGCCAUCUUGGUCUUCCACAUUUCAGCCUUAGAAAUCCAUCUAGAGCUUUGGUUCUGUUUUUCCUCUUUUAUAGUUUAAGGUGGGGGGAUAGAAUUAAUGGUUUGAAAGGUUUAUUAGAAGGCUAGAAUAGAAAGACAUUUUUCCUUUGGUGUUCUGCUGGGUACCUACUGCUGUUUUGCAAAGUAAGGCAGGAUGGAGAGAGGCUUGGCUGUUUGCUUGCUUCUGUCAAAUUGGAAAAUGGUGCGUUUUGUUGCUUCCCCCACCCCCACGGUGCUCCUCAAUCCUAUUUGGAGUUUCUGUGGGGAAGAGUCUUGCUGUGCUUCAGCUAUUAUGUUGCAAUGCGCAUCUCGAGUUAUGAUGAGUUUCUCCGACUGGCAUUUCAAAACGCUUAUUCUUUUAUAAGCCCAUGGGGACAACCCACCUGCUUAAAUAAAUGUCUUUGGUGUUCUUAGCACAUGGAGUGGCAACAUGUGCAUUCUGCACAUGUUAUGAGUUGAAGUGUCCCAAACUAUAUGCUCAGAAUAAAUGCGUGCUCAUAUAUAUAUAUAUAUUUUUGUUUGUAAAAUGCUCCUUGCUUCCAAGAAGUAAAGUGAAAGAUCAUGGGUAUAUGAAGAGAGAGGGAAAAUAGUGUCUGCUCAAAUAUUUUGCUCUUGGAAAGGCGUCGUAUGGAGAGAAGCCUCCUAGUGACUGUAGUAGCUGCUGGUUCUCAAAGCAGCUACAGACACAGUUGCACCUUCAGAUUGCACUUCUACGCCGUCGCCUUGGAUGACUCUUUGGUUAAAGAGAGGACCAUUGCACAGUACCUCACUGUUUUGCUGGAGAGAACAAGAAAGUUAAAUACUGGCUGGGGACUUCCUGUUCCCAUCUGGCAAUUAAUAGCAAGACCUUGCAGUGCUGAGAGUGUGAAUAGGCAGCCGAGGCGGCUUUCUCCUCUAGCGUAAACAUGCAAACAUUACCUGCUUGGCUUCAGGCUCUUUUAUUCUAGAAUAUUGGGAAAUGGGUGGCAUAAAGUAUUUUGCCACGGUUGUUCUUGGAAGCCACAUGGCGCUCAGUGUGUUUAGACACAAUCUGUGCAACGCUUACUUGCAGAACCAGGAAGUGGGUAGUAGAGAAAGUGAGACUUCCAGUUAAAGGAUCUAAGAAGAAGAAGAAGAGUUUGAAUUUGAUAUCCCACUUUAUCACUACCCAAAGGAGUCUCAAAGUGGCUAACAAUCUCCUUUCCCUUCCUCCCCCACAACAAACACUCUGUGAGGUGAGUGAGGCUGAGAGACUUCAGAGAAGUGUGACUGGCCCAGGGUCACCCAACAGCUGCAUGUGGAGGAGUGGGGAAGCGAACCCGGUUCACCAGAUUACGAGUCCACCGCUCUUAAUCACUACGCCAUGCUGGCUCUCCCAAGCCCUCACCUCACUUCAUAAACUGAGAGCUCUUGGAGCUUGGAGCUAUGUAACUCAUUGUUGCUUCAAAAAAGAACCCGGGGACUUACCUCUUCAAAAGGAACUGAAGGGCCCUGCAUGUUGCCAUCUGCUAAUCUUUGUGUACUGUGUGCACUCUCUGAUUUUUACCCUUUUUGUUUUUCACAUCUGCUCAGGUAGAAGAAAUUGUGGACGUUGGUUCCUUUGCCCCAGAAGAUAUUCAUGUCCCCAAGAUAUACGUCCAUCGUCUCAUCAAAGGGGGAAAGUAUGAAAAAAGAAUCGAGGUAAGUUUUAAUGAGUUUGGGGCCAUCCUGUGUGUUUGCCCAUGCAGCCUGGGCACAUUUGUGUCGCUGCUCUUAUUUUGCAUAAUUAUGGGUUUCGCUAGUUACAAGGAGUGAUGCCUUCCUAGCACGGGUGAAACUUACCUCUCUGACUUCUAAAAAAAUUCAACACACCCACCCAAGCAUAUCUUCAUCCUGAGGGGUUGGAAACUUGUUUUUCCCCUCUCUUUUUUGAAAAAAACAAAAGCUGAUAAUCUCAUCGGAGCUUGAAUGUAUAAGCAGUAAAACAUUUUUGUGCCUCUGUGGACCUCAGCAGACACCAUGCCGUUUCCAUAUCCAAUUAUAAAUGAAGGUUGAAUCCCAAUGCGACCCACUUAACAGAACGCAUCCUCAGCACUUCAUUAAUUACAUCUGAAUUUCACUAAAUAGCCCCCAAAACUGCAGCUGUGUCCAACAUCCUUUGGUGAGAAAUAGUGGAUGAAUUCUGAGCUCACCUUUAGGAUCCGGUUAUUACCAUAUUUUUGCAUUGGCAAGAAACCUGACCUGCCAUCCUAGGAUCUGGGUGUGCGAAGAUGCCUGGCUGGUAUGUUGUGUGUGGGCAUGUGUGCCGAAGCAUCCCUCAGUCUUUUAGCUUGGCUUACUGAAGUCAGCUGGGACGCGGGUAGCGCUGUGGGUUAAACCACAGAGCCUAGGGCUUGCCGAUCAGAAGGUCGGCAGUUCGAAUCCCCGCGACGGAGUGAGCUCCCGUUUCUCAGUCCCUGCUCCUGCCAACCUAGCAGUUCCAAAGCACGUCAAAGUGCAAGUAGAUAAAUAGGUACCGCUCCGGCAGGAAGGUAAACAGCGUUUCCGUGCGCUGCUCUGGUUCUCCAGAAACGGCUUAGUCAUGCUGGCCACAUGACCUGGAAGCUGUCUGCGGACAAACGCUGGCUCCCUUGGCCUAUAGAGCGAGAUGAGCGUCGCAACCCCAGAGUCGGUCAUGACUGCACCUAAUGGUCAGGGGUCCAUUUACCUUUACCUUUACUUAAGCCAGCUAGAGCUCUUGUCUCUGCAAGUGCACGCCUCUUCUCUGGAGAAUGGGUGUCGUUUGAGUGACCUUUGGGGGGGUAGCCAACUUCAGUUGCUCCCAGCCAGCAUGACAAAUGGUCAGGAAUGACAGGAUAUUUUGGAAGCUACCAUCCUGACUACCCAAGAGGGGAUCCUUUGGAAGCCUGUUGAGCAGAUAAUUGUGUUUCAUGUUGCUGGUGGUAGGGCCAGGUGGCUUUCAUUUCUUACGAUUCUGUUGACCUAUUAUUAGAAGUGGUUUCCAUACUGUUUUGCCAGGAACGCUGAGAUUAGGGAAGAGCUGCGAUUCAGAACUGGCGCUCAUGAGUUACAUGCAAAAAGGUUCAGUCCAUGGCAAUCUCCAGCAACUGUAGAGAGAGAGACCCCUGGCUGAAACUCUGGAAAGCCCCUGCCAGUCAGUAUUAACUGUGUUUUGGAGGUUUAAGUUAUGUUUAAAAUUUUGCACAGUGUCUAUUUUUGUUGUUGGCAGCCGCUUUGAGACCUACCUGGUGGAAAUAAAGAAUGUAAAAUAAUUAAAAAAUAAACGGACCCAUGUUGUGACUCCCUGUAUAAGGCAGCUCCAUGGAUAGUUUGAGGCAAAAAAAAAGCUUGAAUUGGGAAGGAACACCAGGGCAGUGUCUCAUAUCAAUUUGUACACCCUCUAUAUAACCUGCCUCAGAACUCUUUGCAGAGCACAAGGGGUCUGUGGCAGAUACGGAACCGUUCCUCAGCAGGCAUAUCCAUAGGGAAAGCUUUGCCUGAACAUUUGUUGUUGUUGUUGUUUAGUCGUGUCUGACUCUUCGUGACCCCAUGGACCAGAGCUCGCCAGGCACUCCUGUCUUCCGCCGCCUCCCGCAGUUUGGUCAAACUCAUGCUGGUAGCUUCGAAAACACUGGCCAACCAUCUCGUCCUCUGUCAUCCCCUUCUCCUUGUGCCCUCAAUCAUUCUCAACAUCAGGGUCCUUCCCAGGGAGUCUUCUCUUCUCAUGAGGUGGCCAAAGUCUUGGAGCCUCAGCUUCAGGAUCUGUCCUUCCAGUGAGCACUCAGGGCUGAUUUCCUUAAGAAUGGAUACCUGAACAUAGAAAACUUGAAAAACCGACCCUUGUGAUAAAACUCUUGUUUUAGUGCUUUGGUUCCAAGGCAAGGUCCUAAGGGCAUAUGAUGCAGCCACCUUGCUGAAGAUAAGCAGAUCAGGGUCUGACCGGUACCUGGACAGGAGACCAUUUUGGAACCUCCAUAUAUGUCACUUUGAGCUCCAGGAAGGAAGGAAGGGAGAGAGAGAGAUUAUAAAUAAUUAAAUGCAUCUUACGUGUGCUGAACGAUAGCACUGCUUACCUUUUCCUUUUGAGGCUAAGCAUCAAAUAUUAUUCCUGAUUCUUCUUCAGCCCGAUAGGAGGCUGGGUAUAGAUCUUUGUUACUGCAUAGCCAAGCCAUGAUUGUUUUCAGUUUUUCUCCUGUUCUCCAGACCGGCUUCUCCCCUCCCUCCCUACGACGCCACUCCCCCCCCCACCUCGUUUUUAAGUGUUUUAUAUCGUCUAGACCAAAGUUACAGCAGGGAUUAAUUUUGGUCUGCUGAGUUUUGUAAUCCUUCUAGGGAUCUGCCUUGUCAAAACAGGCGAUGAAACGGCAAGCUCCUCUGUUUACUGUCUUAAGAGUGAGAGUGCCUAUAAAAAUUGCAUCUACCUUGGAGGCUCUGGGCUCGCUUCUUCAAACGUAAAUUGGUCUUGGACGGAAUGUGGUUAUCCACCCGAGUGCUGAGUGAGGGUUCCAGUAUAAAGCAGAUUUAGCUUAGAGUGCCUGGAAAAGGAAGAUAGUUUAUCAUAUUAGGAGAGGAAUAAUUAUGGCUGUCAUAUCUAGCCUGGCUCUGGCUGGGAGAGCAAAACAUCCCAAGGGAAGCCUAAUUCCGAUUUAAGCUGCUAUUAAACAUAUCUUCGCGUUUUCUUUAUGCCUCAGUUUCAAAAGUGAGAAGAAGCAGAGACUUGGGCCAAGAUGCAAGUCAGAGUUUUAGAUUCAGAAGCCUUGGUGCUUUGAAUGCAUGGAUACAGUAUACAGUCGUACCUUAGUUCUCGAACACCUUGUGACUCAAAUGUUUUGUCUCCCGGACACCGCAAAUCUGGAAGUAGGUGUUCCGGUUUUCUUUUCUUUCUUUCUUUUUUUUUGUAUAUAAUUUUUAUUAAAAUUUUCCAUUAUAUCAAUUCCAAUAUCAAACAAUUUUCACAAAUUUCAAUUUUUAGACUUCCAUCAGCUUCUCUGUCAAUCAUCCAUGUUUACCCAUUUUUACCCAUUUUCUAAAUUUAGUAUUGCAUUUUAAUAUUACUUUUACAAUCCUCUUUCUGUUUAACAAUACUCCUCUGCCUUUCACAAAGCCUCUUUAAAUCCCACUAGCGUUGUUUGUUCAUCACAUAUACUUUUCAGAUAUUCUGUAAAUUUUCCCCAGUCCUCGAUGAACUUGUGGUCCCAUUGGUAUCUGAUCUUCCCAGUUAGUUUGUCCAAUUCAGCAUAGUCUAUAAGUUUCAUUUGCCAUUCUUCAAGAGUUGGUAUUUCUUCCUGUUUCCAUUUUUGGGCCAUUAAUAUUCUUGCUGCUGUUACUGCUUAUUGAAAGAGUUCAUUGUCCUUUCUAUUUAUUUCACUUCCUAUUAUUCCUAACAGAAAGGCUUCUAGUUUCUUUACAAAUGUAUAUUUCAACAUCUUCUUCAAUUCAUUAUAUAUCAUUUCCCAGAAACCUCUCACUUUCUUACACUCCCACCACAUAUGAAAAAAAGUUCCUUCUUGGUGCUUCGAAUGCAUGGAUACAGUAUACAGUCGUACCUUGGUUCUCGAACACCUUGUGACUCAAAUGUUUUGUCUCCUGGACACCGCAAAUCCGGAAGUAGGUCUUCCGGUUUUCAAACUAUUUUGGGACGCAGCUUCCAUGGCUUCCAAUUGAGUGCAGGAAGCUCCUGCAGUCAAUCGGAAGCUGUGCCUUCGUUUUCGAACAUUUUCGGAAGUCAAACGGUCUUCUGCAACGGAUUCUGUUCGAGAACCAAGGUACAACUGUAUAAGCAUCCUGGUAGCAGUCUUGGUAGCAUCCUGAUAGGGACGCGGGUAGUGCUGUGGGUUAAACUACAGAGCCUAGGACUUGCUGAUCAGAAGGUCGAUGGUUCGAAUCCUCGCGAUGGGGUGAGCGCCCGUUGCUCAGUCCCUGCUCCUGCCAACCUAGCAGUUCGAAAGCACGUCAAGCGCAAGUAGAUAAAUAGCGGGAAGGUAAACGGCAUUUCCGUGCGCUGCUCUGGUUUGCCAGAAGCGGCUUAGUCAUGCUGGCCACAUGACCCGGAAGCUGUACACCGGCUCCCUCGGCCAAUAAAGCGAGAUGAGCGCCACAACUCCAGAGUCAGCCAUGACUGGACCUAAUGAUCAGGGGUCCCUUUACCUUUACCUAGCAGUCUUGCUGCUUCCAGGCUUCCACUUCCAGUUCUGAGAUGCAUGCAGGAGUGCCCCUGGCCUCUGUCUGCAGGAUUCUUGUCUUCCUGGAGGGAGAAUGUAAAGAUGCGUAAUUUCUCCCUCUCUCUAUUUAUCUACUUGCACUUUGACAUGCUUUCAAACUGCUAGGUUGGCAGGAGCAGGGAGCGAGCAACGGGAGCUCACCCCGUCGCGGGGAUUCGAACCACCGACCUUCUGAUCGGCAAGUCCUAGGCUCUGUGGUUUAACCCACAGCGCCACCCACAUUCCAAAUCUUGGCAUAUCUGCUGCUAAAAGAUUCAAAUGGUCCCCCCUACUGAACGCAGCCCUGACUCACCUUCUUCAAACAGCUGAGCUAAAGGACAUCCAUACUGCGAUUAUAUCAGCUAACUCUGCUGCUGAGGCCAUGAAACUAUUCAAGACACUCACAGAAAGGCUGAAACUACACUUAACAACUGUGAUCCAAAAUACUGCCACAAAAAGGUUAACGGAAUUUGCCACCUGGUUUGACUCUUGAGUGCAAACAGGCAAAGGGACACCAGCAGAGAGCUUACUGUAAAUAUAGGACCUCCAGGUCACCUCUCUUAUUUACUGCAUACGUUUCUCUUCAUUUACGUUAUGUGCAGAUCAGGCCAGUGUUUAGCAUAAACCAAGCCAGGCCAUCUUAAAAGUGUUUCUUACUGCUUCAGGGUGCCUGAGGCCUGCCUUUACCAACUGUGAUAUAAUAUAUGCUGGUCCUUAAUGUUCCACGAAAGAGUGCAGCUGUCACCACCCUUUUCACUCUGCUUGCUUUUCUAGAGGUUGUCGCUACGCAAAGCUGAAGAUAGCAAAGGCAAGCAGAAGAAAGAUGGCGAUAACGUAAGAGAGAGGAUCAUCAGGCGAGCGGCCCUUGAAUUCGAGGAUGGCAUGUACGGUAUCCUUUGGCUGUGUGGAAUGCAGUCGCUUUUUAAAAAAUUAUUUUCAAGGCGCAUUUGAAUUCAAUAAAUUUGUGUACAGAAUAAAGAACUCGGAUCCGUUUAACCUUGACCGAACCGUUUAAGCUAACCUGGGUAUUGGAAUCCCACUGCUUGCCAGCAACUUCAUCAGUCCAGAAAUAACUGUUCAUCUACAGAGUGAAAAUGGAGUCCUUGGCUUGGUAAGAAUGGGACACAGGCAAUGGGAAUCAAUAGACAACACAACACAACCAUUUGACUGGAAAGUUAAUGCAAGUGUUUGUUUUGUGUUUUAACUUAGGGACCUUACCCAUCUGAAAGCGAAGUUGACCCUGACCUCAUCAAUGCAGGUUAAACCCGAUUUUUGUCUUCCUUUCACUUAUUUAUACUGCCCUUCCUUCAAGAAGUUAAUGGGGAGGUGGGAGAGAAACAGAACCGUGGGCAGCUUCAGGUAGAGCCAGGCGGAAUUCAAGUUUGAUACAGGCAUUCAAGAGCAACAGUCUCCUUUCUCAACCUUGGGUUCCCCAGAUGUCGUUGGACCACCACUCCCGUCAUUCCUGACCGCUGCCCCUAUUGACUAUGGAUGAUGGGACUUGUAGUCCAACAAUAUCUGGGAACUCGAAGUUGAGAAAGGCUGGCCUGGGAUAUUGCUCCAGCAAAGGUCUGGAGCCAACUGAGGGUUUAAGCAAGUCUGCAGGUAGGUUAGAGUUUCUUGCUCAAGCCUUUCUGGGAAAGCUAUCAGUCUCUCAAAGGGGCUGCACUCAGUUCUUCAGGUAUGAACUAGCAUGGUAGAACAACGGGUGGUGGUGAUCUCCUUUAGAAGCAGAGCCAUCAGAGGAGGAGGCCAGAUGUUCUCAGACAGGAGAACUGGGGGCAGUGGUGUUUUCUGGAAUUCCCCUACACCAAGGUCUCUGAUUGAGUGGAGUCUCUGAGGGCGAUCCCCAUGCCCAUCUUUCUUGGAUUCUCUAAAUCCUGGGUCAUGUCAUGUACAGUGUUCUCCUUUAUCUUCUCAACAACCCCCAGAGGUAGGUAGAAUGAGUGCCCAAUGGUCAUUCAGCAAGCUUGAUUUCCUGAUACAAUUCAAAUAUAGUCGUAACUUGGAAGUCAAAUGGAAUCUUUUCUGGAAGUCCGUUCGACUCCCAAAAUGUUUGGAAACCAAAGCGGAGCUUCUGAUUGGCUGCAGGAAGUUCCUGCAGCCAAUCGGAAGCCGUGCUGGUCGUUCGGCUUCCGAAAAUCAUUUGAAAACCGGAACACUCGCUUCCGGGUUUCAAUCGUUUGGGAGCUGAUUUGUUUGGGAGCCAAGGCAUUUGAGAUCCAAGGUACGACUGUGCAGCAUUUGAAUGUCUCUGGCAUGCUGGCUCUUAAGUAAGCUUUAAUUACUCUGCAACCUUUAUAUAAAUAUAUUUAAAAGGUUGCAGAGAAAUUAAAGCUUACUUAAGAGCCAGCAUGCCAGAGACAUUCAUAUAUACAUAUUUAAAAAUCUGUGUCUAAAGGAAUGCCACAAAAUUUUAUCAGAGUCACUGGCAAGGAUCUUUGUUCGCAAGCAUUCUCCCUUGGAAGAGUCUACUUGAAGUUUGGAGGGACUCUUGUCAUUUGUGUUUUAUUGCUUUUGUCUUUCUGUUUUCCUCACCCCCCCCCCCCUGAAUUAAUAGUACAGUCGUACCUCAUGUUACGUUUGCAUUGGGUUGUGCGUUUUCAGGUUGCGUCCUGCGGCGACCCGGAAGUACCGGAAAGGGUUGCUUCGGGGUUUUGCUGCUUGUGCAUGCGCAGGCGUGCAAAAUGAGUCAUGCGCAUGUGCAGAAGCGGCGAAUCGCAGCACGCGCAGACAUGGGUUGCAUUCUGCUCAUGUUGCGAAUGGGCCUCUGGAACGGAUCCCGUUCGCAACCAGAGGUACCACUGUAGAAGCUUUGUGAAGCCCUGUUGUGUGACACAGACAGCAUCGAUUCCCAGCACCACCCUGGGAUUUUGCCUGUUGGCCAUAGCAAACUUAACACCAAGUUUCUUCUACAGGCAAAGAGACGGUCACCGUGCUUCCAGGGGCUUCCUACUUCUCUAGCGAUGAAUCUUUUGCAAUGAUCCGAGGGUAUGUAAUGAAAAAACCUAAUUUUCUAAAUGUCAAGAGCACAGGCCCAGCUGGUGCCUGAACUUAUUAGUAACCCACACCAAAGUGACUAUCCGUCAGUCUUCUGCGAAACAGCAAAAUAAUUAGUAGCUGGGUGUUGGAACUCAAUAGAUUUAGCAGCUGGGUAUCGAACUCAAAAUAGUCAACUCGGCUGGUGCUGUCAGUUGUCAGGCCAACACUUUUUUUGUACUAAUCUUUUGUGUUGUAUGAACAGAGUAUUAAGGGUGAUUUUGUGGUACAGGCUGUGCAGUGAUGUUUUGUUUUUACCGUUACCGCCUUGAUGUGUUGUUUAGCAAAUGACGAAUGGUACCAAGUUUGACAUGUAGAUAAUUAUCCCAGGCCACUGAGUUCAGUGGGACAUAAUCCCAGGUAAUGACACUACCCUUAUAUCUGCCUUAGAAUUCAAUGGAUCUUACUCCUCGGUAAGUGGGUAUAAGAUGGCAGCCUCAACGUGCAUGGGAUUUUAGUCUCGCAGCUAUCCAGCGGCGCUUGAUUUUUAAGCUAUUUUUCUGCCCUUGCUUUUAUAGAGAGGUACUGUUGGGAUGCGGGUGGUGCUGUGGGUUAAACCACAGAGCCUAGGACUUGCUGAUCAGAAGGUCGGCGGUUCGAAUCCCUGCGACGGGGUGAUCUCCCGUUGCUCGGUUCCUGCUCCUGCCAACCUAGCAGUUCGAAAGCACGUCCCAGUACAAGUAGAUAAAUAGGUACCGCUCCGGCGGGAAGGUAACCGGCGUUUCCGUGCGCUGCUCUGGUUCGCCAGAAGCGGCUUAGUCAUGCUGGCCACAUGACCCGGAAGCUGUACGCCGGCUCCCUUGGCCAGUAAAGCAAGAUGAGUGCCGCAACCCCAGAGUCGGCCACGACUGGACCUAAUGGUCAGGGGUCCCUUUACCUUUUUACUGUUCAGGAAUGGUUAGAGGGCUUGUAGAUGGAACGAACAAAAACUGUGCCAGAAUUUCUGAUGCCAAAAGCAUGCUCGUUUCUUUCUUUGUUCCUUUUAUCAGGGGACAUGUUAAUCUGACAAUGCUUGGAGCGAUGCAGGUGUCUAAAUAUGGUGAUCUAGCCAACUGGAUGAUUCCUGUAAGUAGAUGGAGAAGCGUCCUUAUUAUAUAUUUGCAUCAUGCAUUUUAUUCGAAGUGAUUAGAAGCGUCUUUUCAUUUCACUGAAAUGAUGUGUUCUCAACAAUAGUAAAAAUGACUCCUUUUGGAUGCAUGCAAUGAUCCCAAUGCUUUGUUUUUGUUCUGUAAUUGAAGAACAACUUCUUCCUUUUUUUACAUAUAAAAAAAUCCAGCAUCGGUUCAUAAGUUCUCGGAAGAGCAGGGUGGGUGCUCACGACUCCUUCUAACAAAACAUGUUAUUGUGUAAUCAAAGUAGAGAACGGGCUAGUAACCUUCACCUACCAAUUGAGCAUCGGAAGCUGUCUUAUAACUGGCCCAUUUAGCUCAGUAUUGUCUAAAAUGACUGGUAGUUCUUCCUGAUUUCAGAUGGCCUUACCUGGAGGAGCUGGGGAUCAAACUUGAGACCCUUUGCAUGCAAGGCAGAUGCUUCACCAUUGAGCCACAGCCCUUCCCUAAACAUCUUUGGUUCUCCACUUUGUAAUCUAGUCAUUCCUAGGCAUGUUGGCUUUUUCAACAAGGAAUCCAGCUGUCCAUAGAGAAAUUGGCAAAAGCCUAAAAUGUAGGUGACAGAAUGAAUUAAAUCGAUUUCCAGAAGUAAACACCAUCAUGUAGUCACCAUCAUCGUCAUCACCAUAAUAUGGGCUGUUUAAAAAACUGGUUUUUUUUCUUAUUGCAAGGAUUUCCUUUUCUUAGUGUGUAUGACUGUAGUUCAGAGUCUAUUCACCUCCCACUGAGAACUUGCAUCUUGUGAUAUUUCACUCUCAGCAGUUCAGCCUUUUCAUGCAGCCUCGCCUGACACCAAUUUAGGGAUCCUGGAAAAAAUAGUCUGGUUCACUCUUGAGGCUUGACCAACGAAAGAUGAAUCUAACAUAAUAUUUAGGCCCUCUUUGCUUCGCUUGGAAUCUGAAAGAGCAAUGGCUUCUUAAGAGUUAACCUGUCCUUUGAAUGUACUCAGAUAUUUGUUGGGAGUCCAGCUCCUAUCAGCCACAGCAAGCAUGGCCAGUGGUCAGAGAUGAUUAGAUUUGGAGUCCAGCAAGAUCUGAAUGGGCACAAUUUCCUCCUGCUAUAAACCUGCUGUUAGUGUUUUGAGAUCCUCACUAUAGUCUAGUUUCUUAAAAGAAAGUCUGCCUUGGGCUGGAGUCCUACACACAAUUGCACAACGUCUGGGAGUAUGUCCCAUUGAACUUAAUGAUGCUUACUUCUGGCUAAGCAUGUAGGUAUGAAUGAAAUUAUUCUUUUCAUACUCUACUAAGUUCCAUGUGAACAGUGGGGCUAUUAUUUUUGAAAGAAGGGGGGGGACCCCAGCCUACCCCUAUACCCUCACCCCCCAGAUUUGAAAGACCAAACCAUUUUGCAACACAGCAGCACCAGGGGUUUCCAUUUGAAAGAGAAUAGUCAAAACUCUGCUUCCCUAUAAUUGAGCCCAUUCGUGCAUCUGAAAGAGCUCUCUUUUCAGACGGGAUACACCUUCAUUUGAAAUAGAAGGAAAAUAAUACGUUCUGACAUAAAACAUGCAGAAGUCAUCAUUUUUACGAUUUGCAGGAGGUGUUGCCAACCCUGUAGUAUGUCCAUUUUGAAAAGACUUGACGUUCACUAGCAAUUUUUCCUUAAUAGUAUUUGAAGCACUAAUUACUGUGGAUUAUUAUUUUUUUCGUUUUAGCUGGUUCUAUCUUGUAAAAAAACAAACACAAAGCACAAUUUUAAACUGGUUCUUUUGUGAUGAGUUAUCUGGAACGGCUGCAUCAAGAAGUACAUUUUGCGAUGAAUUAUGUUGCUCUUCUGGGUGGAACACCCCCCUCCCCCCCGACAGAAACGUUGAAUAUGAGGCUGUAGUUUCUUUGACUAAUGAUGCUUUUAUAUUGGUAAAAUAGCCCUGAGCCAUUGAAGAUCACACUUUAAGAGCAAUGGGGUAGGAGUUGGAGGAGAGAUUAAAAGUGAUGGAUGAGGUCUCCUAGGGAUUUAUUAAUAUUAAUACCAUAAAUACUGGUGGUGCUGCUCUGAUGCAACAGCAAAUAAACCACUGAACCAGUGACAGAUGCCCUGAGGCUAACUGUUGAUGAAUCCUGAAGAAUAAAUUUGGGGAAAGUUCUGCAGUCGGCAUGCAAACGCUUCGAAACUUUCUGCCAACUUUUACCAGCUCUCCUUGUAUUCAGAAAGGGGUUCUUGAGAAAGGCCUGCUCCUGGCAGCUGCUUCUCCUGGGCAAAACCAUAUUACUGAAGAUGCCUUAUGACGAGGCUACCUACCAUGGCGGCAGGCACCCCAAGGAACCAGGCAGAGCCCUUUCUAGCCUCCUUGAAUGCUUCUUUGUAGUGCUUAUUGGCAAAGGGCCUUAAAGUUGCUUUCCUGCUUAUCUCCACAGCAACCCCAUGGGGCAGUAAAUAUUGCAGGGUGGGGGGGAAGUCACCUCAUCGUGACCCUUCCGCUUCAGAAAUGGUAGACUAACUUAAAAUGACAAAGCUAGACAGCAUCUUAAAAAGCAGAGACAUCACCUUGCCAACAAAGGUCCGUAUAGUUAAAGCUAUGGUUUUUCCAGUAGUGAUGUAUGGAAGUGAGAGCUGGACCAUAAAGAAGGCUGAUCGCCGAAGAAUUGAUGCUUUUGAAUUAUGGUGCUGGAGGAGACUCUUGAGAGUCCCAUGGACUGCAAGAAGAUCAAACCUCUCCAUUCUUAAGGAAAUCAGCCCUGAGUGCUCAUUGGAAGGACAGAUCCUGAAGCUGAGGCUCCAGUACUUUGGCCUCCUCAUGAGAAGAGAAGACUCCCUGGAAAAGACCCUGAUGUUGGGAAAGAUGGAGGGCACAAGGAGAAGGGGAUGACAGAGGACGAGAUGGUUGGACAGUGUUCUCGAGGCUACCAGCAUGAGUUUGACCAAACUGCGGGAGGCAGUGAAAGAAAGGAGUGCCUGGUGUGCUCUGGUCCAUGGGGUCACGAAGAGUCGGACACAACUAAAUGACUAAACAACAACAAAACUUACAUCCCAUGUACCUAGAAAUAGGGUUACAUUAUACAUGGUAUUUUUCAGGCGUUGAGAGCCUCCCAUUUGUGUGGGGUGGGUACAAUGAUGGAAGUCGUAUUCCAAUACCACCUAGAAUCAUAGAAUAGAAUCAUAGAAUCAUAGAGUUGGAAGAGACCACAAGGGCCAUCGAGUCCAACCCCCUGCCAAGCAGGAAACGCCAUCAGAGCACUCCUGACAUAUGGUUGUCAAGCCUCUGCUUAAAGACCUCCAAAGAAGGAGACUCCACCACACUCCUUGGCAGCAAAUUCCACUGUCAAACAGCUCUUACUGUCAGGAAGUUCUUCCUAAUGUUUAGGUGGAAUCUUCUUUCUUGUAGUUUGGAUCCAUUGCUCCGUGUCCGCUUCUCUGGAGCAGCAGAAAACAACCUUUCUCCCUCCUCUAUGUGACAUCCUUUUAUAUAUUUGAACAUGGCUAUCAUAUCACCCCUUAACCUCCUCAUCUCCAGGCUAAACAUGCCCAGCUCCCUUAGCCGUUCCUCAUAAGGCAUCGUUUCCAGGCCUUUGACCAUUUUGGUUGCCCUCCUCUGGACACGUUCCAGUUUGUCAGUGUCCUUCUUGAACUGUGGUGCCCAGAACUGGACACAGUACUCCAGGUGAGGUCUGACCAGAGCAGAAUACAGUGGCACUAUUACUUCCCUUGAUCUAGAUGCUAUACUCCUAUUGAUGCAGCAAUAGGACCUGAAAGACACCACAUUGGCUACCGUAAACAGAGAGGAAGAGGGUAUCAGGAACUCUUUUAAAGAUUACUUAUCUUAAGAGUUAUCAGAGUCAGAAGAAAGAAUGCAUGGUGCUGCUUACCAGAAGACACAGAUGUGGUCUAAAAUGUCGCACCUUUACAGGGUGUGUAUUUGCAUUUGGUUUUCCAUAGAUGCCACAAGACAAGCAAAGUCAGAUACAUUAAUGAAUGCAUCAAUUUAUUACAGUGGUACCUCAGGUUAAGAACUUAAUUCGUUCGGGAGGUCCGUUCUUAACCCGAAGUACCACUUUAGCUAAUGGGGCCUCCCGCCGCCGCCUCAUGAUUUCUGUUCUCAUCCUGAAGCAAAGUUCUUAACCCGAGGUACUAUUUCUGGGUUAGCGGAGUCUGUAACCUGAAGCGUCUGUAACCUGAAGCAUGUGUAACCCGAGGUACCACUGUAUCUUUAGAGGUCAGUGUAAGCCAAGACCCUAAAUAGGGGGUAGGAGAGCUGAAAAGAAUUUCACAUUUGCCAACCAAUGUGCCCCUUUGGUUUCAGAUAGUGCAUAGGAAGAAGAGUCUAAAAAGCCCAGGACACAAAUUUCCACAGCCCUCUAGCAGCUAUGGUGGCUCAUUUACCGGAAGUGAUGUAUUUAGAUUUAACUCUGGAAGUGUAUACCCAAUUCUGACCAAACCAGGCCUCCUAUGUCUAUUUUGCUCUAGGAGGCUUAGUUUGGUCAGAAUCUAGUAUACACUUCCAGAUCUAACGCUAAAUACAUUGCUUCUGGUAAAUGGGCCAGCAGAGGGCCGCGAAAAUUUGUGUCCCAGGCUUGUUAGACUUGUCUCCCCAUGUACUAUCUGAAGCCCAAGGGGCGCACGGUUUGCCAGACGUGAAAUAUAUUGGCAUUAUUUUCAGCUCUCCUACUGGACUAUGAAGCUUUAAGGAGGAAUUAAUUUCCCAAAUUGGCAUGAAAGAAAGAGCAAUUCCGCAGUGGAACCAAUUACCUCAAAGGGAUGCGCCCUCUCGCUCUCUCUGUGUGUGUUUUGGAGGGGGGGGGGAGGCAUUACUGUUUUGUUUGCUAUUACGUUAUGCAUUUGUGUAGUUCUAUGCUGCAAACUGCCCUGUGAUCCUUGGAUGAAGAGCGGCGUAUACAUUUAAUAACUAGAAAAUAAAUAAAUGUUCUACACUCCGUAAUGGGGAGGUCUUCAAGCAGAGCCUGGCUCUGUUGGGGAUGUCCUAGGUCUCACGCUCCACCAACUGAGCUAUCACGGAAGGAUAAGCUGCAUGCAUCCAAAGGUGACCCCCCCUAUGGAUCAUUUGAGGUUUUCCCACUAAUCCAGCAGAUAAUUUCUUCUAAAGGAAGCCUUUUUAAGACCGGACUGUGGCUUGCCUCUUUGCCCAUGGGAACGUGGGUGGCAGAAAGGUCCAAGCGAGCCUGCCAUUUUCAUAGGCACAAUUUCGAGUCAGUUCUGGGGUCUGUGGUGUAUGUCAAGAGUGGCAAAUGGCAUGAACCUUAUAUGUUUGUCUCUGUAAAUAACUGUUGGUUCAAAAGCAGGAUUGCUCAGAUAGCACUGCGACAAAGGGAGGGAAGUGUCACAUUGUGGAUAUAGGAUACCGUAUUUUUCGCUCCGUAAGACGCACUUUUUCCCUCCUAAAAAGUAAGGGGAAAUGUGUGUGCGUCUUAUGGAGCGAAUGCAGGCGGGAGGCUCUGCUCAGCGCUCCCUUUAAAGAAUUUUUUUCCCUUGCAUUCCCCCUCUAAAAACUAGGUGCGUCUUAUGGUCAGGUGCGUCUUAUGGAGCGAAAAAUAUGGUAUAUGCCCAUCUUUUGGAAGCUUUGAGCAUGCAGGUGUUCAGAUUGGCGUUUGUAUAUCUUUCUGCAUUGCACUUGAAGGAUUUUUGAACCAGCUUUAUGCUUUUAUUCCUUGUACUGCUGGGGGGAUGUCAGCAUAGUAAUUUCCUUGCAUUUCUUGCUAAAGUUCAUUGGGCUCUUCUUUCCUCCUCUGCAUUCCUCCAGAUCUAAUCUAUCUGUCGGAGAUAGCAAUAUGAUGACAAUAGUUCUGUAAUUGUACCAUUCUGAGGCUGGUAGUCACUUGGGGGAAAAAUGACACAGCAAAUAUAUAUCAGGGCAAUUCAUCUUUGGUUCUUUCCAGUCAUGUACUUUUUUAUUGAGGAAAUGGGAAAACGAAGUACUCAAGCACAAGGGGAUAGCUUUUGUUUUUGUUUUUUUUAAAAAUAACUCCAGCUGCGGUAGCAGGAAGUGGAUAUUAAUAUUGUUUACAUUUUACACAAAGUACUUUACAUACAAUACAAAAAAUAUAUAUAUUUGAAACAUACUGACUUGGGGAAGAAGGAAAUUUUGUUCAAGGCGUCCUUAUGGUUUGUUUUUCAUGACUUUGAACGAUUUCUAAAACUGCAAAAAUAACAUAUUGCCGAACACUUGUUUGUGUGCUGCUAUUUUUAAAUCUUUGCAAUUUCUUCCACAGAAGGAGAGUAUGAGUAGAAACUAGCUUUAACACCUUACCCCAGUGGUUUUCAACCAGUGUGCCGUGGCACCCUGGGGUGCCUUGAAUGAUGGUCAGGGGUGCCGCGGGCAACACUGGCCUCUGUCCCUCUUUCCUUCCUUCUCUCCUUCCUCUGAUGCUCUCUUGCGUCUCUGCCUCCCAAAGGCUUGCACAGCUGUUUAUUGCAGCAGCUCUGGCUACAAGCUCCUCAGGCGAAUGGUGCCUCUGGGGCUGGCCAGGGGGUGCUUCCCAGGUCCCUGUGGGGCAGUGGGGCAGCUCAGAGACCAGGGGCUGCAGCUGCGGCUGCCCAGAGGACUUCCAAGGAGAGGGGAAAGGAGGCUGAAGGAACUCUCCACAAGGGAGGGUGUUUGAAGAAGGGUAAGAGGCUGGUAAGAGGGAUGACAGAGGAUGAGAUGGUUGGACAGUGUUCUCGAAGCUACCAGCAUGAGUCUGACCAAACUGCGGGAGGCAGUGGAAGACAGGAGUGCCUGGUGUGCUCUGGUCCAUGGGAUCACGAAGAGUCGGACACAACUAAACGACUAAACAACAGCAACAAACAAGAGGCUGCCAGCUCUGCAGGCAAGGGGUGACAUAACUGGGCUCCCAAGUGCUGCAGAAAGAAUGUAGUUGGUCAAGGGAGCCGUGGACUCAAAAAGGUUGAAAACCUCUGGCUUAUACAGUGCAGAGCCAGCUCUGGUUAGCUGCUGCCUCAGUUCUAAACAGGUUUAUUUGGGUGUGGACCUGUUGGUUGGGGAAGGGUCUUGGCUCAAUGGUAGUGCAUCUACUUGCAUGAACAAGGUUCAAUCCCUGGUAUGUCCAGGUAGGGCUGGGAGAGAUCCCUGCCGCAAACCUUGGAGAGCUGCUGCCAGGCAGGUUAGACAGUACUGAGCUUGAUGGACCAAUGCUGAUCCUGUCUCUGCAGAACUUUCACACAUUUUGGCCAAUCCAAAGGAUCAGCUGUUUAGAUACGUCAAGGCAGUCACACGAGGCUUUCGGCAGCAGCGCUUGCUUGGCGGUCUUCUGCUUCACAUAAAACAAAUGGGAAUUACCCUUCAAGUGAAUGUGUGGGAUUGUCACCUGCAUUUGGGAAAGCACCCAGUUCUUCCUCCUGAAGGAACCUGGGAAAUAAAGUGGAUUAAAUUAAAUUCGAGUUUGCCAUUUCGAAAUGACUGCAUUUCCCAAACAACAAUGCACGUUAAGUGGUUGCUAUCAGGUUUGCAACUAAAUUGAGCCUUUCAGUGGCCUAGCAAUAUAAUCCAAAACGUUUGGUCAUACAACCCAUGUGUGCUGAAGAAUUAUAGAUAUUUAGAGACAAGAUGCAGUUCCUUGUUUUGCCCAUCAAUCUUCUUUCCCCAUAAAUAAUAUGGGAACCCUCUCAAAAUGUAAUGCUUGUGAUAUGCAGACUUGGAGAGGUUAUGAAGAAUCAUUAUUCAAAGAGAAACUAAAGGGACCAUUGGCUUAAUUUUGCAUUUUGUCUGAUGCUUGUUUUCCAGAUUCUGUAGAUUAAAUGCAUCAAAGCAAAGAGUGUUGGUAUACUGAGCUGUGCUGUUGACACCUGUUCUUCUUUUUCUUUUUUGUGUGAAAUCUUGUGUUUUUAGGGUAAGAUGGUGAAAGGCAUGGGAGGUGCCAUGGACUUGGUGUCCAGCUCAAGAACUAAAGUGGUCGUCACUAUGGAGCACUCUGCAAAGGUAAUCUUUUUAUAAAUAUUCUCUUCUUGUGGAUUUCUCCUUAGACUGAAAACAUACCCUGGGUUCUGUCCAAUUCUGUGUGCACAGAGUUCCAGUCACACAAUGGGUCUUCUUCUUCUCCUCUUGUGCUUUCCUCCAACUUUCUGGAGCAGGUUUUCAGGGUGCACGGGUUGUGGGGAGGAGGAGAAAGUUUUGCUGCAUGAGUGGAAGAGCAGAUUUAAAAGCACGUGGCUACUAGCCAUGAUGGCUGUGCUCUGCCUCUGCAGUCAAAAGGGACACGGGUGGUGCUGUGGUCUAAACCACUGAGCCUCUUGGGCUUGCUGAUUGGAAGAUUGGCGGUUCAAAUCCCCAUGACGGGUUGAACUCCCGUUGCUCUGUCCCAACUCUGGCCAACCAAACAGUUAGAAAGCACACCAGUGCAAGUAGAUAGAUAGGUACCGCUGUGGCGGGAAGGUAAAUGGCAUUUCCGUGCACUCUGGCACUCGUCACGGUCCUCUGUGCGCCAGUAGCGGUUUAUUCAUGCUGGCCACAUGACCUGGAAAACUGUCUGUGGACAAACGCCGGCCGCCUUGGCCUGAAAGCAAGAUGAGUGCCGCAACCCCAUAGCCUUUGACUGGACUUAACCAUCCAGGGGUCCUUUACCUUUACCUUUUACAGUCAAGAGGCAGCAAUUGCUUCUGAAUACCAAUUGCUGGAAGCCACAGGAGGGGAGAGUGGCCUUGUGCUCUGGUCCUGCUUGCAGGCUCCCUAUAGGCAUCUGGCUGGCCAUUAUGAGAACAGGAUGCUGGUCUAGAUGGGCCAAUGGCCCGAUCCAACAGGCUCUUCUCGUGUUCUUCUGGCUCCCCGCAAAGAAUCAUGGGAACUGUAGUUUGUUAAGGGUGCUAGAAACCAUAGCUCUUUAAGUGGGAAACUACAGGUCCCAGGAUUCUCUUGGAGAGAUCACGUGCUUUAAACAUUUGUUGAACAAACUAAGACCACACUGAGAGCCAGUGUGGUGUAGUGGUUAAGAGUGGUGGACUCGUAAUCUGGUGAACCGGGUUCACUUCCCUGCUCCUCCACAUGCAGCUGCUGGGUGACUUUGGGCCAGUCACACUUCUCUGAAGUCUCUCAGCCUCACUCACCUCACAGAGUGUUUGUUGAGGGGGAGGAAGGGAAAGGAGAUUGUUAGCCGCUUUGAGACUCCUUAGGGUAGUGAUAAAGCGGGAUAUCAAAUCCAAACACCAGUGUGUGGUGUGGAUCUGCCAGAUUUCUGCCGUCCUAGUGAACAGCGGCAUUAAAUGUGGUCCAUUGUUUCUGCAUGAGGUUGUCCAUUACCUGCUUUCUUGCAGAUUCCUGUCUCUGUGUUUAACACUUUGCCAGGUGUGGGGGCCCUAUGACCCUCCAGAUGUUGCUGAACUAUAACUGACACCACCCCUGGCCAUUGACCAUGCUUGCUGGGAUUAAUGGGAGUUGUAGUUCAGCCACAUCUGGACAGGUAAAGUUCCCCACACCUUUGCUGUGCUGUUUCUAUCCUGGAAUAGAUGUCCUCUUUCUUCAUCUCACUAAUUCCCUUGUAUCUUAAAACAACAACAACACCACACAAGCUUGCCUUCCUGACCACAUUUCUGAAACCUUCUAAAGUCAUAAUAAUAAUAAUAAUAAUAUAAUUAUUUAUACCCCGCCCAUCUGGCUAGGUUUCCCAAUUUUGCUGCUGUUUUCACUUGCCACCAUAAGCAAUCCAAAUGCUUCUUUCCAGUCUCUGACCUCCUUAGCUACUGUUUGCAGCAGCCAUUCCUCCCUUCCCCCUCAGUGAGUUCCCUUGCAAUGGUGUUUACAUGGUGGUGUAAUGUCAAUCCAUGGGGGAAAAAUGUCAGAAAUAAAAUGGGCACUGGUAGGCUAUACGCUCUCUCGUCUACCCCACCCCCAAACCAAUCCCUGGAAAAUUACUAAAUAUUGUCCUGAAGGUGGGUGAGGAGAGAAGGGAGCCAUAUGUUGGGAUGGGCUUGAGUUAAAACCACCCCACCCCCCAAAAUAGAUAGACGUGAUUUAGAGUAUAGUAUGCUUCACAGUUGAGGGGUAUGUUGGUGUUUGUGCAAAUGGACCAAUGGGAAUACGCUGCAGAAUGGGACCGUGUAAUACACAUUUUUAGAAAUAAUAAUGCUUUGACCCUUGACCUUCAACCUUUGGGCUAAGCAUGAGUCUUCCCUUAUUAAUUGCUUGUGGGGAGAUUUGAUAGGACGAUGUUACAAAGGCUAGGCGUUGGCCAAUAUCUUUGUUCUUCUAUUCCCAUUCUAGCAGGUUUUUUUUCUGUAGAUGCGGCUUCAGAAAGGUUUUAACCAGUGACAGUAAGAUCAUAUUUAACUGCAGUUAAGCAAGAUCAUAUUUAACUGCAGCAUUCUGCAAUGCUUGGGGUCACAGCGGCUGCCUGGAAAGCAGUCUUCUUUCCUCAAGCCUGAGCAUUUCAAUCUCCCCGGGAUGCUUAGAAGGAGAUAUUGCAUGACCUUAAAGGUAUACCUGAUGGGUUGAUGAACACUUUUCUAUAAAAAUAGCACAGAUGAAUUGUUCCUUUCCCGGGAACAGAACUUGGAAGGUCCUUGAAUUAAGCAUUGUCAUUUCCCCUUAAAUACCUGUCAGUUUCACUCAGGGGGGGCUAGCUGCCUUGAAUGCAGAAACAGAUGUUAACUGGUAGGAAUUGGAGUGAAGCAAUUGUUCCCUGACAUAAAGUGGGGAGGGGGGAGAAUAAAUUAAAAACCCAUUUUGGUAGACAGAGUCGACACCACUGUAAAAUUCGUAAAAUCAUCACAGUUUAAAGGGACAAUGCUAGACUACCCAAAAGAGCAGUUUUAUUUUAUUUUUUUUCAAUUGGGGCAACCUGCAAGGAGUUGGAGAGAGGGCUUGAUUUUGCAAAAAAACAUUAAAGGCCACAGUUUUUUUGUUUUUUUAUGUGCCAAUCAUAAGAGAACAACAAGGCAAGAGUAGGAAAGAUUUUAAGAUAAUCCCAGAUGCCCCUGUCCUUUACAGCGUUGCCUGUCCCUGCAUAUAAAGGAGGACAUACCAUUGCAACAGUAUAUUGGGAUAAUUUUUAAGAUUGUUGUCACAAAAUAUGAGCAGAGAAUAGUUAUGUCGUUCUAGGCAAUGCUACAAAGAAACUUCAAUAUUCCUGGGGCACAAUUUCCGGGCACAAUUCAAAGUGUUGGUGCUGACCUUUAAAGCCCUAAAUGGCCUCGGUCCAGUAUAUCUGAAGGAGCGUCUCCACCCCCAUCAUUCUACCCGGACACUGAGGUCCAGCACCGAGGGCCUUCUGGCGGUUUCCUCACUGCGAGAAGCCAAGUUACAGGGAACCAGGCAGAGGGCCUUCUUGGUAGUGGCACCCGCCCUGUGGAACGCCCUCCCACCAGAUGUCAACGAGAACAACAACUACCAGACUUUUAGAAGACACCUGAAGGCAGCCCUGUUUAGGGAAGCUUUUAAUGUUUGAUGUUUACAGUAUUUUAAUAUAUUAUUUUGGAAGCCCAGCCAGGGCGGGGUAUAAAUAAUAAAUUAUUAUUAUUAUUAUUAUUAUUAUUAUUAUUAUUAUUAUUAUUACUGGGGGAAAUGCAAUUUUUACUCCUAAAGUGAAGCGGCAUUAACAGAGUUAUUUUAGAAAUAUACUGAUAGUAUUAGAACCUGCUUCUGUGUGGUAAAUCCCAGAAUGCAUCAAGAAUUUCUGGCCAGGCAGCCAGCAUGAUUCCUUUUAACACCAAUGUUGCUGUCUGCUCGCUCCCCUGAGAAGGGACAUCACAAGCAUGGAAAGGAACUACCGUAUUUUUCGCCCUAUAGGACGCACUUUUUCCCCUCCAAAAAUGAAGGGGAAAUCUGGGUGCGUCCUAUGGGGCGAAUGCAGGCUUUCGCUGAAGCUUGGAGAGUGAGAGGGGUCGGGGCGCACCGACCCCGCUCGCUCUCCAGGCUUCAGGAAGACAUCCGCAGCCUAGGCAGCCCUGCGGGAGUUCCGGCAGGGCUGUCUAGGCUGCGGAUAGCAGCUUGCUUCCCGGAGCGCCGGGUGCGCUGAAAGCGGAGCGCCCGGCGCUUCGGGAACACAUCCGCAGCCUAGGCAGCCCUGCAGGAGUUCCUGCAGGACUGUCUAGGCUGUGGAUAGCAGCCUGCUGCCUGGCGGGCGGGGCGCGCUGAAGCAGAGUGCCCCGUGCGCCAGGCAGACAUCAGCCAGCCCCUCAAGCUCGGGGGACAGCAGGGAGGCACAGCGCCGCCAUCCCGCUGUUCCUCGACCUGGUUCGGUUUCCCCGACCUGGUUUUGGGGGGGAAAUAAAGGAAAAAAACUUUUUGCUUUAUUUCCCCCCCCAAAUACUCGGUGCGUCCUAUGGGACGAAAAAUACGGUAUGUGGUCUAGCUGUGAUUUUUGCAUUGCUGGGGGUUGGACUAGAUGACCCUCUGGGUCUCUUCCAACUCUGUAAUUCUUUGAUUCAGUGAUCUGCCGAACCCAUGUGGUUCCUAUGUCUGUGUUUCAUGGUGUCCUGGAAGUGAGCAGGAACAGGGAGUGCAGAAGUCAUUAUCGUAUGGCUAUUUUUAUCUAUAAAAUUUGCACCCCGCCCUUCAUCCCUAGAUCUCAGGGCAGUUCACAGCAUAAAAAUACAAGACUAAAACACAAAAUGCAUACGGAAAAUAAGAACAAAAGCAAAACAAACCAAUAACUCCCACCCGCCACCCCCUUCCACAAACACAUUUGAAAGGAUAUAGGAUGUUAGUUUGCCAAAGGUCUGGUUGAAGAGGAACAUUUUCCCCUGGCACUUAAAAAAUGUAUAAUGAAGGCUCCAGGUGAACUUUUAGGCACAUGAUUCACUUGAGUGUAUGCCAGUCCUGUUGUGUAUGCCUUGUUGAGUAAGUCAUCGUUACCCAUGUCACUAAGGACCCCGGAAUAUUUCAGCAAUGAAUUCGUGAGUCUUCCACAACAGGUCCAAACACAGUGGAAGCUUCUGAGUUGGAGGUAGCAUAUAUUUGUCUCAGUCUGAAAUUACUGACUGCAAGUCCUUUUGAAUUUCAAGCAACUGGUUUUCUCCGACAAGCUGAUCAUUCAUUUGUAUGUGUGUGUGUGUGUGUUCACUGUAGGGCAAUGCCCACAAGAUUUUGGAGAAUUGCACUUUGCCAAUUACGGGAAAACAGUGUGUGAACCGCAUCAUAACAGAAAAGGUAGGUUAUCUUACGUUCGUUGCAUUUCUGAUCCAUCUUUUUUGCUGAGCGGCUUGGGAGGGGCAUUUUUAUCUUCUCGAUAAUCUUGUAAUGAGGGUUUGAGUUGCCCAUGACUAACUCUUGAAUUUUAAUAUCCCGGCUCCCUUGAUGAGAAGGGAUGUUGCAAACCUGUCCCAGGAAGAAGAUGCAGAUGUCUCUCACACACUAUCAGCUCUUGUAACCGUGCAGCAGUCAAGCCAUAUUUUCCAAAUACUGCAGUUUGCAUAGCAAUCUUAAGUCCUUACUUCAUUUUAUUUAAGGCAUUUAUAACCCCAUCCAGCCAAAAGUGCUCCUGAAAAUCAGUGCUAAAGUGGAGGGAAUUGGUAUUUAUCAACUCGAAGCACUGGCUUCAUUCAGCUAGUAAGGCUCCCUUCCUUUCCUUUUCUUAGACCGAAACAAUUUGCAUUUCUUUCCGAACCUGCAGGCUGUGUUUGAUGUCGACAAGAAAAAGGGACUGACACUGAUUGAAAUCUGGGAAGGGCUGUCUGUGGAUGACAUCAAGAAAAGCACUGGUGCUGAGUUCACAGUAAGUCAUUGUCUGGCUAACAUUGCAGUUGUGUUUCUUGGCUCCGAGGGAGCUUGGUAAGGAAGCAAAGAUCAGCCCAAAUGAAAGUUUAUUUACAUGGCUUGUCCAUGCUGCAGGUGCAAAAGACUGCUGAAGGCGUUUGUUCUGGAGAGGUUUCUGGUGUUUUUGGAGAGGGAAGUAUGAAAAAAGAUUCAAACACACACACCAGGUUCCAUUUGUUUGGUAGGAUUUUGUUUCUUAGAUAACAACAACAACAACAACAAUAAUAAUAUUUUUUAUUCAUACCCCACCCUCCCCAGCCAAGGCUGGGCUCAGGGCGGCUAACAAGCAGUAAUAAAAACAAGUUGAAUGAAUACAACUUAAAAACAAGAUUAAAAUAUAACAAUUAAAAUAUUGAAACAUUAAAAUAUUAAAAUGCAGCCUCAUCACAGGAGGAGAAAGGAAAAAGAAAAAAGAAAGAGGGGGAGGGAAUCAAAUUGGCUCCAAGCCAAAGGCCAGGAGGAACAACUCUGUCUUACAGGCCCUGCGGAAAGAAAUCAGACCCUGCGGGGCCCUGGUCUCAUGAGGCAGAGCGUUCCUCCAGGCCGGAGCCAGUGUUGAAAAGGCCCUGGCUCUGGUUGAAGCUAAUCUAACUUCCUUAGGGCCCGGGACUACUGGGGUGUUGCUAUUUAUGAACCUUGAGGCUCUCCGUGGGGCGUAACGGGAGAGGCGGUUCCAUAGGUCCCGUAGAUCUGAACAGAGAAUUGAAAGUGGGUGGAGCAGUGAGUGUAAUUUUUACCUUUCUUAGUUUUUUCACACACAUAUCCCAACUGAUUCUUGCAUGAGUGGAUGGAAUUUGAGGACACGUUCCAUCCAGCCAAAAACACCCAGGAUGCAAAAUCAGUUCCAGUGAGGACUGUGGCCUGGGGAAAGUUCAGAGUGGAUACCACAUUUAGCUCCUGAACUACAUUUACUUUCCUACUCCUGCUGUACAUUGAAUGGAGGAGACGCCAUCUUCUGUUUUGCUUCAGGCCUGCUCUGUGUGUAUCUGUAUUCACGCAUAGAUUGAAAGUGGAAUGAAGUGAAUAUCUUGCUUUAAGCUGGGAGCGUUCGGUUCCCAACCAGCAAUUUGCUCACUUCAGGGACUGCUACAAAGAGAGAAGCCUCAGGGAAGUCCUGGAAACUUAGCUUACUGCUAGAACCCUGUGAAACUUAAUUUAUAUGUCUUGUUUGAAGCAGGGCCUGUACAUUUUGCACCAAAAUGGCUCCCCUCAAAAGAAGAGAAACCACGCAGCAGCGUUGUGGCUUCUUUGGAAGGCUGUGACUGAACUUUCUGAUUUUCACAGCUUUAUUAGAAAGAGCAUUCUCUAGGCAGCAUGCACAGCAGCCUCAUAACAAGGGAGGAGUGAUUUACAGCCUCCUGUCUUUUUUAUGAAGCUGAUAUUAUAAGCAGUCCGCUCGGGAUUUUGUUGGGCCCCAAAGACAAAACUUUGACUUUCCCUGUGCCCUUAAAUCAGAUCUGCUACAGCUUGGCUUCAAGACAGAUUGUCCCACCAGGAUGAUUUUCAUUUGUACGUGUCAAAUUUAUCAUCUGAAUUACAACGCCACCAUGGGGGAAAAAAUCAACCAGAAUGGAAAGCUGUACCUGGAUAAAUCGGAUAUAUUUUGUUUGUUUUUAAAGCAAGCAAGUCCACAGACAGCAAGAUUCAACUGCUUUAUCUUCCUGUGAAAGCUUGGUUCUCUGUCAGGGGACACAAAAAACCAUUAAGGCUGCAGGCCUAUACUCACUUCGUGGGAGCAGUCCCCAUUAACCUCAGUGGGGCUUACUCCCGAGUAGGUGUAUAGGACUGCACUGCAAGGCCAAAUACACUGGCCUCCAGAACAUAGAUGGAAAAGUUUGGUGUGUGCAGUAGAAUCCUUAGUUCCUCCAGCUGUUCUCUUUCUCAUGUAAUCAUCACAUUCUUCUUUGCAAUUGCUAGCAUCGAUCAUCUGUCAUUAGCGCACCUGUGGCUCAUAGAUCAGCCAUAGUAGGAGACAGAAAAGAUGAUUAUUUCAGAGAGUUGGAAAUGGCAUUUGACAUGGCCACAUCGAUGGGGCAAAAUGGCAAAUGGAAACUGAAUCUGUAAAAAAAAGAAAAGUCUUUCUCACCCCUGGUACAAAUCAAAACGGGCAGGAUGGAACCUAGGAAGAUUCCUUAUACCGAGUCAGAAAAAUGGUCUAACUAGCACAUGGGUGGCACUGUGGUCUAGACCACUGAGCCUCUUGGACUUGCCGAUCAGAAGGUCGGUGGUUCAAAUCUUCGCGAUGGAGUGAGUUCCUAUUUCUCUGUCCCAGCUCCUGCCAACCUAGCAGUUUGAAAGCACGCCAGUGCAAGUAGAUAAAUAGGUACCGCUGCAGCGGGAAGAUAAACGGUGUUUCCAUGCGCUCUGGCUUUCCUCACGGUGUUCCUUUGUGCCAGAAGUGGUUUAGUCAUGCUGGCCACGUGACUCGGAAAGCUGUCUGUGGACAAAUGCUGGCUCCCUCGGCCUGAAAGCGAGAUGAGUGCCGCACCUCAUAGUCACCUUUGACUGGACUUAACCAUCCAAGGGUCCUUUACCUUUUUUACACUGGCUGGCAACAGCUUUCCUGGAUUUCAGGUGCAGAGUUCUCCCUCAGCUUGGAGACACCGGGGCUUGAACCUGUGAUCUUCUGUGUGUAUGUUUUCUGUUGACAUAGGAUGUCAUGUUGUCCAAUUCUGAGCUCACUGUGAGACCACAAAGUGCGCAUGGAUUUCUCCUGUAAAUCAUUACAUGAGUAUUCUGGUAGACAUAAGUGAUGUAUGGUAUUAAUCAGGAGACAGGGAACCAUCUCAGUCCAGAUCUUGAUAGCCUUCAGCUUCCAUCAGCUUCACCCAGCAUGGUCUCUCCUUGGUUUCUGCAUAGUCAUUGCUGAAGGACUUGGGAAGUUGUCCAGCAACAUCUGGAAAUAACAUAUUCACCAUUCCUUCCCUUAAUACUCUGAGAUCUCAUUGGGAACAGGGAUCAUGGCACUGUCAAAUUCAGCAUCUAUAUAAAUGGAUAAUUGCCAAGAAAAUCCAGCAUGGUCACAUUUUGAUUUCGAAAGAAGAAACUUCCAAAAAGGAGGGGAAUGAUUAAAAAGGAAGCUGAAAAGCAAAAUGGAGAGGGUCAUGUCUCUCCAAAAUACAUUCUAGAUGCUCAGCUAGAAGGUAUACAGGAUAUGGUACCAAGGCUGCAUUAUUUGUCUCUUGAUUUUUCUUUUCUUUCAUCACUAGGUUUCGCCAAAGCUCUCGCCAAUGAAGCAGAUUUCGACUUGA
Messenger RNA from Podarcis lilfordi (Lilford's wall lizard), 53499 nucleotides. The record is from the annotation of a GenBank genome assembly. NCBI's taxonomy places the organism in Eukaryota, Metazoa, Chordata, Lepidosauria, Squamata, Lacertidae.